This is a messenger RNA of Bactrocera dorsalis (oriental fruit fly), 77162 nucleotides long. Its product is annotated as titin. The transcript has 77 exons. Gene Ontology annotation, cellular component: axon; plasma membrane; neuronal cell body. Bases 1168 to 76203 code for a protein of 25011 amino acids. Gene Ontology annotation, molecular function: axon guidance receptor activity; protein binding. The record is from RefSeq and is a predicted model, not a curated record. NCBI's taxonomy places the organism in Eukaryota, Metazoa, Arthropoda, Insecta, Diptera, Tephritidae. Gene Ontology annotation, biological process: homophilic cell-cell adhesion; synapse organization.
CUCGCUGCGGCUUUGACGUGCUCUGCUGCUCUUCGUUGGACACGCGCGUGUGUGUGUGAUUUCAGAAAAAAAUUUCAAGUGUUUGCUGUUGCUCAAAAAAAGCAAUAAAAACAAAAAAUAUUUAGCAAAGAAUUAAAAGAGGCUGAAGUGUGCGCCGAAAACUUGUUACGAGUGUCAAACAAGAAUAUCAAAAAAAAGUUUAAAAAUCAAUUAAAAUAAAAAAAUAAAUAACAAAAAUACAAAGCAUAUAAAAAUCAAUAAACGAAAGCUCAACUGUUCAAAGUGGGCAACGCUGGCUGGACGCGGUCAUAUGAAGUAACUUACACACACACACAAACAAACACUUGUGACAUUGCAGCAGAAAAUUAAUAAACACAACAACAAUAACAGCAAUAAGACCAAGAACAGCAUGCAGCACAUGGCUGCGCUGGAAAAAAUUUAACGAUGCCACAUAUUGUUGCAAUUGCUGCAGAAUGUGGAAUCUGGAAUAAAAAUGCACGCAUAAAUUACCGCGACAACGGCAGACAUUGAAAAAAAGAGCAAUAAAUUUGUACGCUGGAAUUUGCAGCAACUACCAAAUUAAGCGAACUGUGCAGCAAAGAAAAAAAGAUAAAAUAAAAAGCAACAACAACACACUAGAGUGCACUGCCAACCCCGAUAUAGCCGCAAGUUGCCACGCAUUUAGCAUUGGAAUGCUAGCCGUUUGCGUCAGCAGCUGUUGCUCUUGCGUUUGUUGUUGUUGUGGCAGUGACUUUUCUGCAGUGCGGCAGUUAAGGUGCGUGGCGCGCAUUCGCCAUUGACCGGAAAAUCAACGUCAACAUCAUUGACGUGCGCAACAUUUAAUGGCAGCACUGCAAGCAAACGCCAGCACACACACACAUAAACAUACAUAUGUGUAACGUCAGCUGCUGGUAGACGUGGCUGAGAGCGUGUCUUUUAGCCAGCCUGGGAACCAGCGUUAAGUGCGCUAUGCUGCCCGGAACCAAAGUCACAGCCAUAAGCUACGCAAGACGCAUGAAAAUAAAGCAAAGCAGCAAGCUAUAACAACAAAUAACGGAGAAAUAAAAAACAAAUUGUAAACUUGUAUGUUUGGAAAUCGAAUUGUAAAAUCAGCAGUUAAGUGCGUCGUCGCGCCUCCCCCACAUCAACACAACCGCCUUCGCCACGAUGGAGGAGGAUGUCUUAAAUGCGCUGCAGACGCGCACGGCCUACUUGGCCGGCGGCUACGAUCGCGCCGGCAAAAUUAUCGUCGUUGUUAACAUCAUCAAUGAUUUACAAUUGUGGAAUCGCCGUUGUUUGGAGCUAUCGAUUGCCUACUUGAAAAGUGCGUUGAGCGCCGCCACUUUGCAGCGCGGCGUCACCGUCAUCGUGGACGCACAGAAGAGCACGACGCGCAUCACACGCACGCAUGCGCGCAUCAUUUACGCGCUCUUCGAUGAGAUCACAGUCAAUUUAUUUCUAGUCAGAGCGGAGGGCUUCUGGGAGAAGCAUGUGGACACCUGCACGAGCAAGUCGCAGGCGAAGGGCGAGCCCAUUGUGCUCUCGAAGGCGCGUUUGAUAAAAUACUUCGACCUGUCACAGUUGCCAGAAGAGCUGGGCGGCACUUUGUCAUUUAACUAUGAUUUAUGGCUGCAACAAAGAAAGGCCAUUGAUGAGUUCCAAAAGACUUUCGAUUCGACGCUGAGCAGCAUGGAGAAUCUGCACGUGGUGCUGCUGAAUAAUAAAUCAUUGCGGCCAACGGAAGCGGAUGUUGAGUUGAAGAAGUGUGCACAGCUGCAUACGAGCGUACAACAACAAAUCGAAGUGGUCAUCGAGUUGGGUAAUCGCGUGUUGAAUCGGCUAUCGGAAGCUUAUGCGCCGCCCAUAGCGGCACCAACGCCGCAAAUAUCUGCCACAACCAACGUCUUAACACCCGCUAUCAACAACACAGCAACAAUACCCUGCCAUGAAUCCCAUAACAACAACAACAGCGUACAAACACAAACGAAUUUCAACUGCACCACAGCCAACACACCCGCCACACGCUUGCCACUGCCGCCGGAUCUGCAAUACGCACGCGCACGCAUCGAACUGCUGCUCAACCAAAUCGAACGCAAACAAACGGAAAUACGCACCGCGUGGCUGGAACUCUUGCAGAGCAUACGCGAGGCACGCGAACUCACACAUCUGGAAGAGGGUGUCGCCUUCGUCACGAACUGGAUACUACAGACUGCCGAACAGAUGCUCAGCCGACAGUAUAGCAUUGGCGGCGAUGUGCACAGCUGUGAGACGCUGCGCGCCGCACACGAUGUACUCGAACUGGAAUGCCGCGAAACGUAUGGCUUCUAUGCGGAAUUGUUGUAUAAAAUCGACGCGUUCGCUGGGGUGAAGGACUCGCAUGCAUAUAAGGAUCUGAUGUCACAAUGUGAUUUUAUGCAAUUUGUGUGUCGCUCAUUCGCCACAAGACUGGAGCGGCGUCGGAAUGUGUUGAUCACAUCGUUGCGGUUUUUUCGACUCGUCAGCGAAUAUUUCGAUCGAACCACUGCGGUUUUCGAAACACUAGUCAUGGGUAAUAAAAUAGCCGAGGAGAAUUUUGUGACGGCGGCGGAGACUUUGCAGCAACUGAAGGAGAGUCAGCUGAGCUUGGGCAACCUGGAACGCGAACUCGUUAAGGAGGGCGAAAAGCUCAGCGAUAUGCUGGCGAUGCCGGUGAAAGAUGCGCUUGGCCGUGACCUACACAUCGACUACAGCGAAGAUAUCGGCAAUGUGCGCGAUAUUUUGGACACGACGUUGGCGCGACGCAACAUCUUCGGCGACAGCGUUGAACUGCAGAAACUCACCUUGGAACAAGUGACACACAUUUACACAUACGAAGCGGAUGGCCGUAUGGCCAUUAAAUGGAUGGAGGAUUUGUACAAUGUCAUGAUCAAGUGCCAUUCGCACGUCGGCUGUAAUAUACACGAGAUACAGGUGCAGAAGGAUGAAUUGCAGACAUUUCAAGAAACUGGAAAGAGCAUCUACAACUAUGGUUGUCAACUGCUGGAAGCUUCACAGGCGCUGCGCAUUUCCUGUCGCCUCGAUGCCGAAGCAAUACCACAACGCAUGUCACAGCAAUUGCAGCACACUUGGCACCGAUUGCAGGCCAUAAGUCAGGAACAUAUGACACGCUUGCGCGUCUCGGCCGUCUUCCAUCGCAGCGUCGAGGAGUACUGCCAACAGCUGCAGGAGUUGCGCUUAUCGGUGCGCAAUCUGAAGCAGACGCCGAACAGCAGCAGCGGCAUCAGCAGCGAAUCGGACACACGCGCAUCGCCGCCAAUCAUCAUCGGCGGUAGGGAGACAGUAGACGAGGCGGUAGAAAGAAGCAGCCGCGAUGGCGCAGAAGAAGAGGGAACCACACACAGCAUAGGUGGCUAUGCGGACAAGUCGACUACGACGAGUGUCACGACGACGACGAAGGGGGGCGCAAGCGGUGCCGCGGCGCUGCUGCGUGAUCAGCUGCGUAAACAUUUGGUGGUACGCGAACAGCUGCUGCUCGAAGUGGGUCGCAUGGUGCGGUUGGGCCGACUGUUGAAAACCCGUUUGAAAGAACCAUUCGUCUUGGAUGCCGUUACGGGGAUGAGCAUUACAGUUGAUGAACUUGCAACGGAUGCCUCCAGUUCGGCCGGCGAUACGCAAACACAGUCGUCGUCCAGUCCAGUUGGCACUGUCGAUAGCGCCAGCACCGUUGAUUCCAAUACUAUCGUUAUAAAGCCGACGGGGAAUAAUGAUAUUGCUUGUGCAGCGAUCUCGCAUAAGUUGCAGGAGAUCGCUGAGGUAGCCGAAUCGCUGGAUGCUGCAAUACGCGACGUGCAACAGGAUGCGGAAGCGUUGGAGGUGAAUGCGACAAGCAGUGCUGAGAAGAAGCGCGAGGCUAUGCGGAGUUACAGUAGUGAGGAUUGGCACUCACGCUCCACCGAAGAUGACUCCUUCGUUACCGCAUCCGAGGGCAAUUUCACGCCACACUCGCACUCGUCGUCAUACCAAACGGCGUCCGGACGCACUUCCUCGUUCAUUAGUUGCGAUAAAAGCUCAUUUGAUGUGAGCGAAGCCGAUGACUCCACCUUCGCAUCGACAUUUGAAAUACCCGCGGACAUUAAUAUGUCCUACGACGGUACCGAACAUAGUUUUGUAUCCGCACAACAGCAAGACUCCACACCCUCACCGCAACAACAAGAGCUACACCAACAACAAAACACAAAUGAUUCACCAAGUGAUGGUGGCGACGACGGCGACGGCAGCAGCAUCGCCGACAUUGAGGAGCUGCACAGCCAAAGUGUGACACCGACACCGGGUGACGGCGAUGUAGAGCACUAUAACUACCAAAGUAUACCCAUCGAGUCGGAAUCCGACUUGGAGUCAAGUUGUAUAGCAGAUUCGCCAUCGCUGCAGGUGCUAACGGAGGAGGUGCCGGUCACAUCGGUGACGCCGGAGAGCCCGGACAAAUUAUAUAUUAAGGUUGUUGAAUUAGAGCCAAAGAUCACAACAUUAGGCACGAAUCUCGAUGAGUCCAUACGCUUGCAGAGGGAUCACGAUGAGACUCUUAGGAAUAUACAGAAUCUACCCGGCCCGAUGGACGAAUUCGUACAGAAGGCAGACAAAUUACUCGCCAGCAAGCGUAUCAGUUCCGAACUAGUCAACGCCAUGGCCGAUACGCUGAACAUCAUUUGGCAAGAUAUUUUGCAUUUACUGCAAGACCGCCAACACAUACUCCACCUCGCCACACAGUUGCAAGAGAAGAUGGCACAGUGUCAGCGACGCAUGGACCAACUGGAGGUCGCUUGCAUCGACACAAUGCUGCCGAUAGAAGUGGCGGCCGUGCAAGAGUUCCUCAACAAGUUCAAACAGUUACGCAUCGAUAUGCUCACGGCGGUAAUGGCGGCGCUAAAAGAUGGCAAUGAGCUGCUCGCACAGCUAAAGGAACUUGUCAAUCUGGAAACAUUAGACACACGACCCGAGCAUAUCAAGCGUGAUGCCGCACGCGCCGUGCACCAAGUCCAGUUGUGGUUGGAGGCGCCACACGAUCGUCGUAAUGCUUUGGAGACAGCGUGGCAAACGCGUAAAGUACAAUUGGAACACUGUCUCACAUUAGCGCUGCUCGGACGCGAGUUGGACGAAGUGGAGGCGGCCUUACGGCAGCAACGCAGCGAAGUCGACAGUCUCUUCAGUUUGGGCGAGUGCGAACACACAGCAAAUAACGCACUGCACAACUAUCGUGAAUGGAAACAGCAAGCUUUGCUGCUGCGUGAUCGUGCGCUGAAAAUCACACGCGCCAAGGAAAAACUACAGGCCUCCGGCACCUUUACUGGCGAUGAGGCUUGUGCGCGCGCUUAUAAUGUGCUGAGCGCCUGUACGGAACACCUGGACCUGGUGGAUCAACGUGAACACUGGCUGCAGCAGUCACGUGACUUCUUCGCCAAGGCCGAAAACACGUUGAGCGUGCUCGAGAAACUUGAAGUGGAGUUGGCGAAUGUGCGUCUGCCGCCCAAUACGCCCGAGAGCUUCACCAUGUACGCGAAAGUGACGCGUGAUGUACGCAGUUUUACGGAGGAGCCCCUACGUCUCGGCUAUAGCAUAUUAGACGAGGUCGGUCGCACACAACCCGAGACGCAGGGUGUAAAGCGUGUGCUCGACGAAAUUGAGAAUCGUAAGACGUACAUCGAGAGUAUUUGUUCGACCAGCAAUGAAGACCAUCAGCGCGUACAGAAGGCGCUCUCGGAUUUUUUGGCGCAGUACAAUGAUUUGCUCAACUGGCUGAUGUCUUCGGGACAAUUGUAUUUGCAGCAGCACGUCGAUAUGGGCAGCACAUUGGAACAGAGUAAACAGUUCCUAUUGCAACACCACGAACUAAUGCAGGAUUUAGAGAUCAAAGGCGAGCUCAUAAAUUUGCUGCUUGAGUCAAUUAAAGCGCAUCUAGAAUCGUUAAGUCCACAACAACGGUACGAUGUCGAUUCUAAAGCUGAGGCGCUGCACAAGCAUUGGAUUGAACUGAAGGAUUUGGUGCUGAAACGCGUCGAUUGUGUUUCCUUGCUUAUUGAGUUCUUCGAGAAAGCUAAUGAGUUGGCUAGUCAGCUAGAUAAUCUGGAUAAACAGCUAAAACAAACGGCCGAUGAGCAAAAGCUACAGUUUUUGCAAGAGAACUGGAAGCACAUACGCGCCGAUUAUGCAGAUUUGAAGAGUUUGGGAACACGUUUUAUCAAUUUGAAAAUCGUGGAUCCAUAUCUCGAAACGAAAUCCUCAGUGACGGCAGUCGAAGAUAUCCUCAACGGUUUCAGUAAGCGUCAAGUCGAUGUAACAACCAGUCUAGACAAUUGGACAACGCAAAUAGCGGAGAAGCGUGAAGUCGAAAUCAUACUGGAGAAAAUCAUGAGUGACAAUGAGGAGACGGCCACAAAGACAACCCAAGUGGAUACACAACUGUAUCCAGUUUUCACUUCAUCCUCCCUGGACGCGCGUCAAUUGCACACGAUCACCAGCGAUAAGCUCACACAUGUGCUGCAGGACAUCGACAAGGCGCAGGAUGAGCUCCAGCAUCGCAUACACACCACGCUCGGCAUACAAACGAAAAAUCCCGAAUCAUUGCAAAAAAUCGAACAGGUCAUUAGCAAUUUGCGUGCGCUGAAAUCCAAAUUGGAGGGCAUACGCUACGACUACAAAACGCUGCUGGAGAAUAUACUGAAAUUCUUGGCCGAGAUCACCGAACUGCAACGCAACAUCGAUGACUUUUUCGCCAAACAACAGCAACAACAGAGCCAGUUGGGCGGUAGCGGUGGUGACGUGGCCGAUAUUGAGCGCACCAUUACCGAGCAUGAGAAAUUCCGCGAUACUUGUAUGGAUAAAUUUAGAUCGUUAAUCACACAAUCCGAAUUGCUGAUCGAUCGCGUGCGUGCACUGGAACCGCCGGGCGCACGCGAAAUCGACACCGAUCGCAUACUGAAAUUGCUGGAGAAUUUGCGUCUUCAUUUCGAGGCGGGCAAUAGUGAGAGAAUGUCGCGUCUGGAGCGACUCGGCAAGCUGGAACAAUUCAAAACGGAUCUGUGCGAUAUUAAUCGCAGUCUGGAUAGUGUUAGCAAGCAAUUGCAUGAGAUCAAUGAACAAAGUGUUGAUAGCUUGGCGGCGGCAAAGACAACAUCGUUGGCGUUCGAGUAUUUUGAGCGCACCAUUGAGAACUCAAUGCCAACAUUUUUGGUGCCCGUUAAGCAUCAGCUACGUUGGGGUCAUAAUAGCAAACCGCUGAAGCUGCUUGAGAAGCGCAUUGAUAAGUUUACCGAGACGACCUCGGAACAGCUGUUGAUUACGAAUCCCGAAAGUCAAACAUAUGUGCGCGAGGAACUACAAAAACUCAACGAAAAAUGGCGGCACUUUAAGGACCAAGUGAAGAACAAGCGCAAAUCGCUCGAUCAGGCAACAGAGUUCUUCGAAAAGGUGGAGAAAAUUGAUGCCGAAUACCGAGAAAUCAGCUACUUCUACAACAGCGUUUCGAAUAAGAUCACAUAUUUACGCGAUCCUGUCGAGGCAUCGAAUCUAGUCAAUGAUAUUGAAAAGUACGUAGUGACACGCGAAGGCCCGUUGCUCGAUAAACUCGAACAAGCCGCACAAUGCGCACACGAUUUGAAUAAAGUUUCGACGCUGUACAACGAUGUACGCGGUAUAUUUCAGGCAUUUAUGAAACUACGCUCUGAUAUUAGUGUGGUACAGGAGCGUCUCAAGAAUGAGGAACGCCUGCGUGAACAACGCGAAAAGGAAGCGCGCGAGCAGGAAGAACGUGAACGCGCUGCACGCGAGGCCGAAGCUAAAGAGCGCGCUGCGCGUGAAUCAGCGGAACGUGAACGCGUAGCACGUGAAUUAGCUGCACGCGAGCAAGCGCUGCGUGACGAGGAAGCGCGUUUGUUGGUCAUACGUGAGCAGGCGGCGCGUGAACAAGCCGCGCGUGAGCAAGCGGCACGCGAAGAAGAAGCGCGACUGCAAGCGCUGCGCGAACAAGCACAACGCGAUGAAGAAGCGCGUCUUCAGGCGCUACGUGAGCAGGCGAGACGUGAGGAAGAGACAAGACUAGAAGCAUUACGUCAGGAAGAGGCACGCUUACAAGUGCUGCGCGAGCAAACAAAGCGCGAAGAGGAGGCGCGACUGCAAGCGCUACGCGAACAAGCUGCGCGCGAAGAAGAAGCGCGCUUGCAGGCGCUACGUGAGCAAGCUAGACGUGAAGAAGAGGCGCGACUGGAGACUUUGCGUAAAGAAGAGGCGCGUUUGCAAGCGCUGCGCGAGCAGACAAAGCGUGAAGAAGAAGCGCGCCUGCAAGCAUUACGUGAACAAACUGUGCGCGAGGAAGAAGCGCGUCUCCAAGCUUUGCGCGAGCAGGCUAGACGCGAAGAAGAAAACCGUUUGCUGGCGCUACGUGAACAAGCCACACGCGAAGAGGAGGCGCGUUUGCAAGCGCUACGCGAGCAAACGAAACGCGACGAGUUUGCGCGCUUGCAAAGCGUACGCGAUCAAAUCGAUCAUCAGCGCAUUGUAACGGAAAAUAUACGUAAAGACAUACAAGUGAAUGAAAUCUUCACAGAAAUCAAAUAUGCAUCGCCACGCUUCAAUCGUCAACUGAAGGAUGCAAUCACACGUGAGGGUGACAAAUUCACCUUCGAAUGUGAGGUGGUCGGUAACCCUGAACCAGCCGUGGAGUGGUUCAAAGAUGGCAUAUCCAUACAGAAUAAUCCCGAUUACAAAACCACAUACGAACGUGGCAUUUGUCGUUUGGUGAUUGAAGAGACUUUCACUGCCGAUUCAGCGCGUUUCAGCUGUCGCGCCUCGAACUUGGUGGGUAGCAACGAGACUAGCGCCAACUUGUCGGUGCGCGAGAAUGCCAUUGAAAUGCAAAUGGUGCCACCUAGAAUUGUACGUUUCCUGGAGAGUGGCAAGGCAACAGAGGGCAGCACUUUUGAAUUCUUAUGCGUUGUCAGUGGUAAUCCUCUACCCACGGUGCAAUGGUAUAAAAACGAUAAAUGUAUUGAUGAUUCACCGGAUUACGUCAUCAAUUACAAUAACGGUGAGGCCACGCUGCGCUUCGAAGAGGUUUUCUUGGAAGAUGACGCUGUCUACACGUGCAGUGCCUCAAAUCCAGCCGGCAUUGAACACUGUUCGGCGAGUUUAAUUGUGGAACCUCUCGAACCAACAGAAGUACCACACUUCAAAAUUCCGCUCUCCAAUGCCAUGGCGCGAGUUGGACAAAAAAUUAAGCUUGAAGCUCUUAUCGGCGGUAUACCAAGACCGGAUAUUUUCUGGAUGCACAAUGGCAAGCCUUAUGUACCACGAGAUAGCAAAUACGAGUACGGCCGCGCAACGCUCAUAAUCCCCCAAGCUUAUCCCAACGACGCCGGAGUGUAUGUGUUAACAGCGAAAAAUCUAGCAGGCGAAGCAUAUAGUUCGUGUAACGUCGUCGUCAAAGGACGCCUGCCGAACGAGACAUCCGACUCAGAGUUGGCCUCCGAUAUGGAACCGAUUAAGCCCUCGGUACAAUUGCCACUCAAAGAUGUGUCAAUAUUCGAGGGUAAACCAGUGCGUUUGGAUUGUGUGAUUGUCGGUCAACCGGAACCCGAAGUCAUUUGGUAUCACAAUGAGCGACCAGUCAAAGAAUCAGCCGAUGUACAGUUGCUUUUCCAAGGUGACCGCUGCUCGUUGAUCAUACAAGAAGUGUAUCAAGAGGAUGCGGGUAACUAUAAAGUGGUGGCCAUCAAUUCGGCUGGUGAAGCCUCAAGCAGUUGUGAGCUUAAAGUGACGCCACUAAAUAUUGCCGAGCCUGCGACACGCGCACAAACCGAGCGUCAGUCCGUGCCGAAGGAGACACUGCCGAAAUUCGAUAAGUUCCUAACCGAUGUGCUGGCGGACGAAGGCGAAACCGUCGAGAUGGAGGUGAGUGUUAGUGGUGAUCAACCACUUACCGCGAAAUGGUAUCUGGCCAAUAAGGAGUUGAGCGAAAGUGAACGGCUUUCGAUGAGCGCAAAUCCGGCGGUCGGCGGUUUCAAAUUAAUCUUAAAAAAUGUUGUUUCUGACGACCGCGGCGUGUAUACGGUGAAAGUGUCGAAUAAUGCGGGCGAUGCGAAAUGCUUCUCGCAAUUGAAUGUGAAGAGUGUGAAUGCGCCUGAAAAUCAACGCAGUCAACAAGUGGAACCCGUUGAGAAAUUGACUUGUCCCGAAUUCAAAGAACUCUUCUCGGACAAACAAGCUUACGCCGACGAUAUGGUGAAGUUCGAGUGUAUUGUGAAGGGCAAACCGACGCCCAAAGUGCAUUGGUGCUUCAACGAACAACCGGUACAUGGGCACAACUUCCUCGUAUCGACCAGUGGCGACAGGCAAGUGCUGACCAUACAGAAGGCCAGCAUUGAUACUGUGGGUAAAAUAAGCUGCAUUGCCGAGAAUGAGAUUGGCAAAGCCACCUGUGCGGCUUAUUUGAAUUUACUCGGCCCAGGCAUGCAGUUGCUGCCCGCCACUAGUGAUCUGCAAACCUCUACACAGGAACAUAAUACCGAGUCGUCGCGUGUCACCAUCAAGAAGCAGACCUUCACCACCACCUCCACGUCACAAAUCAGUUCAUUCGAAGGUAAUAUGCCGCAAACCGAGAUCCAUCAUUCCUCGGCGCACAUUGAUCAGUCGCUAAAACAGCUGGGUGCACAACAACCCGAAGUCAUUGAGACACAUCACUACCAGGAGCUGCACAAAAGCAAAGACAUGUCAACGCCAAAUGUGCAACAGAAAUUAUUUACAUUGGUGCAAUCGGCUGGCAAUGGACCGAGUCAGCAGCCAGCUAUAACCGGCACAGCUGGUGUGGCGGUGCCUGAAUCACCGACGCGCCUACGCAAGCAAAUAGCGCCACGUUUCACCACACCGCUGACGGGUAAGAUUGUCGAUCAGGGCACAGAUGUGGCAAUGGAGGCGAUCUACGAUGGUUUCCCCUCACCCGAAAUCAAAGUGGAGAAGAAUGGCGAACAACUGUUCGAGAAUCAACGUUUGAAGAUCGAAAAUCGCUGCAAUCGCGUCAGCAUCGAGCUGAAGCAGGUGGGUGUGGCAGAUGCGGGACGCUAUGCAGUCACCGCCACAAAUACAAUGGGACAAUCAACGAGCACUGCCGAUCUAGUUGUGAAGAAAACCAUUUUCCCGCCUGUCUUUGGGCGACGUCUGCAGGCGCAAGUUGUUAAACGCGGAGAAAAGAUCAUAAUGGAAGUAGAAGUAACCGGUUUACCGGAACCAACGGUAACCUGGAUGAAAGACGAUAAACCCAUACAAGAAGCGGGCGUGUCACAGCAUCGUCUGUUAUCGCAAGGCAACUCCUACAAGCUGAUUAUCGAGAAAGGACAAUCCAGUGACUCGGGCAAAUAUAUGGUGAAGGCUACUAAUGCCGGCGGCGAGGCCAAAAGCAUUGCCGAUUGUGCGAUAUUGGAACCAUCGCCAGAACGUCUGCAGGAGGUCGUUAAGACUAUUGUCUACGAAACGCCAGCUGAACUGAAAACCGAAACCUUCGCUAAAGAGCCACCGUCCUUUGAAACGACACAAACCGAAAUUUCCAACGCAUCCGAUCUGCAUGGCUUAUCUGAGUCGAAAAUAGUAACUGAGCAUCGUUGCACCACCGAGGCAACAAUGCGUCUAGAACACAAACAAGCGUACUUAGAUCUGCCCGCGUUGAGUGAACGCCCCAAGACGCCAACCGCCGCGACCAACAUCAGCACCAACACUGAACUACCCGAUUGGCAGCACCUGAAAUCGGUAUCGACUAACACCGAUAGCACACGCUCGAAAACCGGCUCCACACAAACACCGCCGCAAGUACCACCUAAACCCUAUACGACAGCUAAUAACAUUGCCCCCACCCCAACAAUCCAGCAAUCACAAUUCCAAUCCACGCUAAGCACAGAACUCGACGGCGGCUACAAAGGUGUAGGGGAGACGCCAUUGCUGACGUCAGCCACCACGACGACAUCAACUUCCAAGUACGAGAGCACAACGAGUGAGAAGAAAUCCUCAUCUUUCGAUUUCUUUAAGAAAAUUGAGAGUCAAGGUGGCACGCAGCCAGCGCCACCUGGCGAAAGAUAUCAGAAACAAGAGGUUAAUGUGAUCAACAAACGCACGACGCCAUUGACGAUCUCAAGACCGAGCGGUGCAACUGCGCAGUCAGCAACGCUUGAAGACGAUCUCAAAAAUUUGAAUUUAAUACCGGGUUCUCCACCUGAAAUAUGCUUUAUACCGAAGUUGGACACCGCAAGCGCCAAGCCACAAAUGAUUAAUGAUCGUAUUAAAAUAUUAGAAGCAUCACAGCAAUCACCGAAAGAGCCACCGACUGGCGGUAUACGCACACUACCAUUAUUGCCCGUCUCACAGACAUUUAAACAUGAGUCCACAAUGUCAAAGGAGGUCAAAGUGGAGUAUGGGCAACCGAUCAUAAGGCCGGCGGCUACACUGCCAGCACCACAGCAAUUCACACGUUCACCGUCGCCUAAACCCUCCGCGGAGGGCGUAGCCAUGUCAAAGUUGUGGACACCUAGUAAUUUAAGUGGUUACGAGAGUGCUACAAGUGAGUUGGAACAAAGGUAUAAAGCAGAAGCGGAGAGCGAUACGAAAGUGGAGCACCGUGAGAUUAGGGUACAGAAAGUGCCAACACCAGCGCCCGAUUUGAGUGCACCGUAUCUGGUGAAAGAGAUCAGUAAAGCAAUUCAUAUACCCACAACACCGCAGCGGGAGAAGACACCGUUAGAUGAUAUACAUUUGGUGCCCGGCUCACCGCCAGAGAUUUGUUUUGCACCCAAACCAGAGGUGCGUCGUCAAUCUUUGGUCGAGACAAUGGAGAAAACUUUAGAGAAAAAUCUGCAACAAGGCCCCACAAAGGUGUUGCCAAUGUCGGUGCCUACACUCACACCAACAACAGCGCCACACGCACCUAAAACAACCUCCACCUAUAAGCCACCACCGCCAGUAAUACCAACCAAACUGACAGUCGGUCAACCCUAUGAGAGUGAUUACGAAAGCGACCGUUGGAAGUAUAGUGGCAGUGAAUCGGAUGAAGCCUCAUUCCGACCGGUUGGCAAGAGUGUACCAGAAGGUUUGGUUGGUGCACCAAGUGUACCCACAACUCAUCAUACAUUCAAGACAAGCGGUUAUGCAGCCGAUACUGAGGAGAUUUCUAGUUACCGUAAAAUGGAAUCGACCCAUCAGGAGAGUCGUUCAUUUUACGAAUCAACUUCCAGUUCGAAAUCAACACAGCAGCUGCCGCAAGCGCCCAUGACAUCAGUGUUUAAAACGCCACCACAGCAACAACAAUACACGCCACAAUUUGCACCAGCAGCAGCACCGGCGGCCGCGCAAACUUUCUACCAACAACCGCAUUUGGAAAAGCAACCGCCAGCUCCGAUUUAUUAUACCAGCAAGGAAGAGGGCGGUCACGAGAAGCAGGAGUACUCGGACAAGAAUGAGUACAGGCGUGAGGAGAAGAACUAUAAGAGCGUAUCGAGCAUGAGCAGCAGCUACUAUAAUGCCUCCAAUAUAAGCAAUAUCAGCAACAUUAGCGCACCCAAAUACCAGUCAGUGCCUUUGAAGAUACCAACACCGACCGUCACACCCGUACCGGCACAGCGUAAGACACCUGCCGAAUUCAGCGACUACAGCAGUGAAGUGGAGGAACGUUUCCGCUCCGUCUCACGCACACAAGAAUCGGACAACGAGAUCAAGGGCUACCGUGUCGUCUUCCCACCAACGCCAACACCAAAAUCGCAUCUAACUAAUGGACAUAAAUCGCCGGCAGUGGUGGUGACACCAUCGCCCAUGGAUUUCGAGCCUACACCGCCAGCGGUGAGCACUUAUCCGCGACAGAAGUUCGAGCCGAUCAAGAAGGAAGUACGACAUGAAAUCAAGACCGAGUCCAAGGAGCAGAAACAAUACUUCCAGCAACAGAAAACGCAACAGCAACAACAACAGGUGUACAAACCGAAACCAGUCGCUGCCAAGUUCAUUGCUGCCACACAACAGCAACAACAGCAGCAGCAGCAACAGCCGAGAUAUGAGCCACGCCCACAACCGGCGCUUUACUACAACGCAAUUGCCGGCACACCGCUUCAUACGGCGAAAAUGGCGACCGAAACGAAAAAUGUUAUGCACAUGAAAGAAUCAUCUGAAACUUGCCAGCGCGUGGUCAAUAUGCAGCAAACCAAGCGUGUCAUACACUUCGAUAGCCAGAAAGAGCAACAGGAACGUCAAGUAAGCACACCACUCGAGCCGUUCCCCUACAGCCCAUCGCCGAGUCGCUACACGCCAACACAACAGACGCGUGUACCACCCCCACCCACACCGACUAAGUUCGUACCGGGCGAAUUCCGUGAAAGCGAUUAUGAUAGCGAAAUAGAGAAUGCUAAAAUACGUCCGCUAUGGACGCCACAUGGCGAAAACGGUCCGCUACGCUUCAGACAUGUCGAACCGCCACAAAUGGGUCGCGCAUGCAGCGUGCCACGCGCUUACGAACGUGUGCUCUCACCCAUGGAAUUCGAUCGCGGUCCCGAAAUGCCCGCGAAAAUAAAAGUCGACCCUAACGAAUUGCGUUCACAACGCGGUAGUAGUCUCAGCGCGACCAGUCAGCGUACUCAGUCGCUAAAUCGUCACUCGUCCCUGAAGAGCAGCACUAGCUCCAGCUAUCAGCAGCGUUAUCAGACCUUACAGCCUGAUGCUACGGUUGUCGAGAAACGCUUUCCACGUGACGAUAUGAACUUGAAAGUCGGUUCUCCACCUAAAUACGGUUACAUACAGUCGCAAAUCGAUCAACAAGGCAAGCAGAUGAGUUCGACCUUCUUGCAAAAGUCACAUCAGUUCAUCAGUGACAUCACCAAUGAUCUGCAGCAGAAGAGUAGUAAGACCACGAAAAUAUAUAAUGGCAGUGCUGAACCGAAAGUGAUUACGCACUCCUUCCGACCGGGUUUCAAGCGUGCGCCCAGCGAGGGUGACAACAAGCCGCAAGCCUAUCGCGACGAAUCGCGCGUUUCGCAAUACGAUCAGGGCACACAAACCGAUACGCUGCUAAUUACCGAGGAGACGACAACCGAGCGCGAGCAAAACAGGCAGGCGCGCGGCAAGAGCGAGUGCAGUGAAGAUGGCGCUCGCAGCGCAAACGAACACUCGCCGUCACCGCAACGUGAGAUACUACACAAAAUUCACAAAUCCGCCUCUUUUUCCUCAUCUUCCGGCAACUCAUUGGGCGGCUCCUCACCGCUCGGCUCAGCCACCUCCACCACAUCGCUACACUACUCGCCAAUACGUCCAGCUGCGCGUACACUCAAGAGUGACUCCAUCAGCACUUAUCAAAAGUGGGAAAGUACCGUUGAGUCCAUCAGUUAUGUGUCGCGUAAGACGGUAGCCAUUUCCGAUUAUGGCUCGGAUGUGGAAAGGCCUAGAUCCAACUCGGUUUCAGUCAAUUCACAAACGACACAAUCGCGUUCGUCAACCACAACACCCGUGCCGGGACCGGUACCGGCGGCCAGGAAUACCACUUCGACCACUGCCACGCCGUCAGCCAGCAACGCAGCUAUGUUUAGUAGCACCAGCACGACGAGCAGUGGCAUCGAUAGCAGCAGUUGUGGCUUGGGCACCACCUACAAAGCCACCACGACUACCAGCAGCAGCAGCAGCAGUAGCAACACUUCGUGCAGUCGCAUCAAUGGCAAUGGGGGGUUGUUGGGUCAUGCAGCUUCGCCCACAUCAAAGCUGCAUACGUUUUCUAACGGUUCGCCGCUGUCAGUCAAACAGACAGUACAACAUGUUGGCGCAGGCGGUGCCUACACUCCGCCCGCACUGACUCACAUCUACGGUCAAGGCGAUAUUUCACCACCGAUCUUUGAGCAAAUUUUCAAGAACGCCCGUUUCGCUCAGGGCGGCAAUGCCCUGUUCGAGGGUAAACUUCGUGGCAAUCCAAAGCCAUUCGUUUCUUGGACCCGAAAAGGCGCACCACUUCUCGAGUCGCAAAAGUUUCGCAUGAGCUACAAUGAGGCCACCGGUGAAGUGUCGCUAUUGAUUAAUCAAAUCGGACCCGGCGAUGAAGGUGAAUACACAUGUACGGCGCGCAAUCAAUAUGGCGAGGCCAUAUGCAGUGUUUACAUUCAGCCAGAGGGCGCACCAAUGCCUGUACUGCAGCCUGUGCAAAAAUUCGAAAAGUCAUUGUAUACCAACGGCUAUUCGUACUCUUCCGUCGAGGAGGAGUUCCGUGUCGAUACAUUUGAGUAUCGUUUGCUACGUGAAGUGCAAUAUCGUGAGGCUAUUACACGUCGUUCGGCAUACGAGCUGGACCAAUAUCUGACGCAAGAAUUGGAUCGUACCAUGGGUCCAGCACAUGCGCCACAAAUUAGUCAGAAACCACGCAACUCGAAACUUAUUGAAGGUUCUGAUGCUGUUUUCAGCGCUAAGGUUGGCUCUAAUCCCAAGCCACGCCUAACUUGGUUCCAUAAUGGACAACGUUUGGUAGCUUCGCAAAAAUACGAGACCACUUAUUCCAGUGGUAUAGCAACGUUGCGUGUUAAGAAUGCCACCUACCAGGAUGCUGGUCAUUAUACAUUGCUCGCCGAGAAUACACAGGGUUGUGUAGUCUCUUCGGCCGUUUUGGCUGUCGAACCAGCUGCCGAAACCUCACACGAACCGAAGCCGGUCGAUGUGACGGCUGAGCAAUUGGAAGCUGGUAAAGCCUUACCACCCGCCUUCGUUAAGGGUUACACCGAUCGCGAAGUCACUGAGGGACGCAUGACACGUUUCGAUUGCCGUGUGACUGGUAAUCCCUAUCCGGAGGUUAUAUGGCUGAUCAACGGUCGUCCUGUUAAAGACGAUGUGUCGCAUAAAAUACUUGUCAACGAAUCUGGUAGUCACUCGCUAAUGAUUACCAGUGUUAGCCGUUUGGACAGUGGCGCAGUACAGUGCUUGGCGCGCAAUAAGGCUGGUGACGUUGCCAUCGAGGCACAAUUGAAUGUGUUGGAGAAGGAACAAGUUGUCGCACCACAAUUUGUGCAACGCUUCAGCACAAUGACCGUACGUGAAGGUGAACCCAUCACCAUGAGCGCCAACGCCAUUGGCACACCCGUGCCACGUAUUACAUGGCAAAAGGACGGUGUGCAGAUUACAUCGACUGCUGAACGUUAUAUUGGUAUUGAUGGUGGCGCUACAUGCUUGGAAAUUCCACGCGUCAAAGCCACCGAUGCCGGCUGGUAUCAGUGCACAGCACAAAACAUUGCCGGUUCGUCUGCGAAUCGUGCUAGACUCUAUGUAGAAGUACCCAGAGAACAACCAACGCCUGAGCAAAGACGUCUCAAUUUGCCACGUCCAACGAAAGUCAUCGAACCAGAGCCCGUGCCUGGUCCAGAGAUAAUUUACCUACGACAUGUAGAACGCGCAAAGCCACACUUGCGCCCUGGUGAGGAAGACCGUGUCUACCCACCACCACAAUUUAUUAUACCAUUGCAAAAUGUGCAACAGGUCGAGGGUAACAGAGUGCACAUGGAGGCACGUAUCGAACCAGUUGGUGAUCCAACUAUGGUCGUAGAAUGGUAUCUGAACGGGCAACCAUUGGCAGCAAGCUCACGCGCUACCUCUGUAUUUAAGUUUGGUUUCAUAGCGCUCGAUCUUUUGAGCAUUAUGACACACGACUCCGGUGAGUACAUGUGUCGCGUCACCAAUGCAGCCGGUGUUGCCGAAUCCCGUGCAAUUCUCUCUGUCAUCCAACGUCCCUCUAUCGAGCAAAGCUCUCAGAAUCCGAAUAGUUUGCAAUAUAUCAAUCAAUUGGAGGAUUACUCACGCUAUCAGCGUCAGGAGAGCUCUGAGGAACUUAUGAAGCAAGCACCAGUCUUUAUUCGUCCAUUAAGAGAUUUGGGCGAUUUCGAGGAGGGUAAAAAUGUGCACUUUGAAGCUCAAGUUACGCCGGUUAAUGAUCCCACCAUGCGUGUCGAAUGGUACAAGGAUGGCCGUCCGAUAACUGCUAGCUCGCGAAUCACUGCAAUCUUCAACUUCGGCUACGUCUCCCUAAACAUCUUGCACCUACGGGCUGAAGAUGCUGGUUCGUAUACAGUGCGUGCAGUCAAUCGCGUGGGCGAAGCCACCAGUACUUCGAACAUCCGUGUGAACAUACGUUCCGAAGUAACCGCCGACUUGGGCAUACCCGAACAGCAACGUUAUAUUGAGAAGGUUGAAGAGCUGGAGGACUACAGAAAAUCCCAGCAACGUCGUCAUGUACAGGAGGUGCCUGAACCAAUCGCACCACCACAAUUCAAAAGUCCAAUCCAAAAUCAAUUGGACAUACGUGAGGGCGCACACGCUCACUUUGAGGCACGUCUUGAGCCCAUCGGUGAUGCUACUAUGCGUGUCGAAUGGCUGAAGGAUGGCCAACCGCUAGAAGCUAGCUCACGCAGCACAACCUUCUUCAACUUUGGUUAUGUUGCACUAACCAUUAAGCAACUGACAAUUUACGAUGCCGGCACUUACACUUGCCGCGCUUACAAUGCCAUCGGUCAAGAUACAACCACCGCACAAUUGACCGUUCUUUCAAAGAAGGAUAUCGUCUCCGAUUCUCAACAUCCCGGUGGUUUGGAGAAGCUACAACACUUGGAGGACUCAACGCGUUACGGACGCACUGAGGAGGAAGAGACCAAGGUUACACAAAUACCACGCUUCCUUGGUCCAAUGAAGGGCACCAACAAGAUUUUGGAGGGUCAGCGAGCUCACUUCGAAGCACGUGUCGAGCCACAAAGCGAUCUUAGCUUGCAAAUUGAAUGGUACCAUAAUGGACGUGCCAUUAGCGCAGCCACACGUAUACAAACCUAUCAUGACUUUGGUUAUGUGGCUCUAGAUAUCUCACAAGUACGUGCCGAAGAUGCGGGCGUGUACACUGUUGUAGCCAGAAAUAAGUUAGGUGAAGCACAGUUGCAAGGAACAAUGGUAGUAGAAACUCGUUCCAGCAUAGAUACAUCUAGCAUGCACCGCGGUCUUUACGAAAAGACUCAAAACUUAGAAAACAAACCAUUUGUUGAGCCUCAUUAUGACAUCGAAGAGAUCUCCAAGUCGAAGCCGAUCUUCGUGCAACCACUCUCCGAUCACAAACCGAUUCACGAAGGCAAAAAUAUACAUUUGGAAUGCCGUCUGGAGCCAAUGGGUGAUCCCACCAUGCGUGUAGAGUGGUUCCACAAUGGCCGCCCCAUUACCGUAGGCUCACGCUUCCGCACCUACUAUGACUUCGGUUUCGUUGCAUUGUAUAUUGUACAGGCCAUUGCAGCCGACUCAGGCGAGUAUACCUGCCGCGCCACAAAUCAUUUGGGCUCAGCACACACCUCUUCCUGUGUACGUAUUAUUGAUCGUUCGGAUGUUGUGACCGAAACACAAAACGAAAUGUCGUUGGAGCAGAUUCACCAACUGGAAGACUCCACACGUCGUCGCCAUCAUGUCGAAGAAGACAUAACCGUUAUGCAGGCGCCACAAUUCACACGUCCGCUACAUAAUAUCGAAACUGUUGAGGGCACCAAUGUACAUUUGGAAUGCCGCUUGCAGCCGGUGGGUGAUCCCAGCAUGCGCGUUGAGUGGUUCGUUAAUGGUAAACCCGUCAAGACUGGUCAUCGUUUCCGUCCAGCAUAUGAAUUUGACUAUGUUGCGCUCGAUUUGCUCGGCUGCUACGCCGUUGAUUCAGGUGUGUAUACCUGCCAGGCACGUAAUCAGCUUGGUGAAGCCGUUACCUCAUGCUCCGUACGCAUUAUUGCUAAGAGCGAUCUAAUCUUGGAGACGCAGAACGAAUCUGGUCUGCAGAAGAUUGCUUAUUUGGAGGAUUCCUCACGUUAUCGUCGUAGCGAAUUCGUUGAUGAGAUAGUUAAUGUGCGUCCACGUUUCCUUACACACCCCAAGAGUCUGACCAACACACGCGAGGGUGGUCAUGCUCAUUUCGAAUGUAAAAUCGAACCUGUUACCGAUCCUAACCUGAAGGUUGAGUGGUUUAAGAAUGGUCGUCCCAUCACAGUCGGUCAUCGUUUCCGUCCCAUUCAUGACUUUGGUUAUGUAGCUUUGGACAUUGUUGAUUUGAUUUCUGAGGAUUCUGGUAUUUACACUUGCCGCGCCGUCAAUCUGAUUGGCUCCGAUGAGACGCGUGUAGAAUUGCAAUGCCGCAGCAGUGAACAAAUUGUUACUGUUACACAAAAUGAAGCCGGUCUCGAGCAGAUCCAUUAUUUGGAGGAUCGUUCGCGCUAUUCGCGUCGUGAAGAAAUCGAUGAAACCACGAAACAAGCGCCAGUCUUUACCACUUCUUUGAAGAAUGUCGAAAUCAAGGAAAAUCAACGCGCACAUUUCGAAUGCCGCUUGAUUCCGGUGUCGGAUCCAACCAUGCGUGUCGAAUGGUAUCACAACAACUUGCCAUUAAAAUCUGGCUCGCGCUUUACUGAAACUAACAACUUCGGUUUCGUAGCUUUGGACAUUAUGUCGUGCUUGCCCGAGGAUGCCGGCACUUACACUUGCCGUGCCUUCAAUGCUGUCGGUGAAGCUAUAACCUCAGCUGUUGCUAUUGUUCACACCAAAAAAUCCAUCUACUUGGAAUCGCAACAUGAGAGCGCUUUGCCACGCCUACAACAUUUGGAAGAUGGCGCUAAACGUCAACGCAUCAGCGUACAAGACGAGGUUGUCAACCAGGCACCAGUUUUUACUUUACCUGUGCGCGAUGUACGCGUCGCCGAAGGUCAAGCCGUACACUUUGAAGCACGCUUGAUACCUGUUGGUGAUCCACACCUGAAGGUUGAAUGGUUGCGUAAUGGACAACCGAUUGAGGCUUCAAACCGCACCACCACAAUGCACGAUUUCGGUUAUGUUGCAUUCAAUAUGAAGUAUGUGAAUCCAGAAGACUCAGGUACUUACACUUGCCGUGCUGUCAACGAACUCGGCCAGGCUGUCACCUCAGCUUCGCUCAUUGUUCAAUCGAAGACUUCGAUUCAACUGGAAACUCAACAUGAGGCGGCUAUGCAUAAGAUACAUCAACUAGAAGACCACACCCGGUACCAACGCCGUGAAGAAGAAGAAUAUGUAGUUAGCCAACCACCACGUUUUGUCACGAAACUAAUUGGCCCUACCAACUUGGUUGAAGGCCAAAGCGCGCACUACGAAUGUCGCAUUGAACCAUAUCCUGAUCCCAACCUCAAAGUAGAAUGGUUCCAUAAUGGCAAGGCGUUGAGCACAGGUCAUCGUUUCCGCACCACUUACGACUUUGGUUUCGCCGCUUUGGAUAUCCUUACCGUUUAUGCUGAGGAUAGUGGCGAAUAUACCUGCCGUGUUACCAACAACUUGGGCGAAGCUGUCAACUCUAUUAACCUCAAUGUACAGUCGAGGUCAGGCAUCAUCCGCGAAACACAACACGAAGAAGCUUUGCAAAAGAUCCAGCACUUGGAAGAUGAGUCGCGCUAUCAACGUAAGGUUGAAGAAGAUCAAUUCUUGGCCGAACGUCCACAAUUCGGACGCCCAUUGCGCAAUGCUAAUGUGAAUGAAGGCACACCCGUACAUUUGGAAGCCACCUUAACACCUGUGAAUGAUCCAACCAUGAAGGUGGAAUGGUAUUGCAAUGGCACGCCAAUUCAAACUGGACAUCGUUUCAAGACCACAUACGAUUUCGGCUUCGUCGCUUUAGAUAUUUUAUACACACAUGCUGAAGAUACAGGCACUUACAUGUGCAAGGCUAAGAAUGCCGUAGGGGAAGCUGUCACGACUUGUGCUGUAAACGUAACAGCAAAUAAGACAUUGGACUUCGACACUAUGGAUGCCCAGCGUUUGGAGAAGAUUCGCCAACUUGAGAAUUAUGCACCACCCACUAAAGCCGUAGUGGAGGAGAAGGGUCAGAAACCGAUAUUCUUAACACCGCUUAGCAAUUUGGAACAUCUUAAGGAAGGCGAACAUGCUCAUCUGGAGUGUCGUGUCGAACCAAUUAAUGACCCUAACUUAAAGAUUGAAUGGUUCUGCAAUGGCAAACAGUUGCCAACUGGUCACCGCUUUAGAACUACACACGAUUUCGGUUAUGUCGCUUUAGAUAUCUUGUAUGUCUAUGGUGAAGACACUGGCACCUACAUGUGCAAAGCUACCAAUUUGCUUGGUGAGGCUGUCAACACCUGCAAUGUGCGUAUAUUGAACCGACGCAGUAUGAUUCUGGACACCCAACAUCCAGAUGCUUUGGAGAAAAUCCAAAAAUUGGAAUCCAAGUCUGCACCGGCACGCACCGAACCUGGCGAUUUGCCCAUCGGCCCACCACACUUCACAGUCGAACUGCGCGGCACCACCGAGAUCUUUGAGGGUCAAACUGCGCACUUUGAGGCACAGGUUGCGCCCGUUCAUGAUCCCAAUUUGCGCAUUGAGUUCUAUCACAAUGGCAAACCACUGCCAUCGGCUUCACGCUUCCACAUUACUUUCGAUUUCGGUUAUGUUUCUUUGGAUAUUACACACGCUGUGCCAGAAGAUGCUGGUGAAUACUCCGUCCGUGCUAUCAACAAUUUGGGUCAAUGCGUUUCUUCAACUAGCUUGAAGGUCAACGCACGUGGUACUAUUAUUUCGGAAAGUCAACAUCCUGAGGGUUUGGAGAAGAUUCGUAAACUCGAAUCGAACGCUCCAUUCCAACGUCCCGAAGUAGAAACACCUGGCACCCGUCAACGUCCAGUGUUUACUCAACCACUGCAAAAUAUCGAUCGCAUUAAUGAACAUCAAACUGCACACUUCGAGUGCCGCCUUAUACCGGUUGGCGAUCCAAAUCUAAAGGUGGAAUGGUAUCGCAAUGAGAAGAUCAUUGAGGAUAGCUCACGUAUCACCAAACAACAUGACUUCGGCUUUGUCUCUCUGGAUAUUUCGCAUAUUCGCAAAGAAGAUGAAGGUGUUUACAUGUGUCGCGCUGUCAAUCCGUUGGGUGAAGCAGUUACUACCGCAUCUAUGCGUGUAGUUUCUGAAGCCUCAAUUCAAAUGGAUACCCAACAUCCAGAUAGUAUCAGCCGUAUCCAUCAACUUGAACGCCCAUCCCAACCACGUGCUGAAGAACCAGAACGUGCUUUCGAGAAGCCAAUAUUCACGCAAUUACUCACCGGCCCAUCAGAGUUAUGGGAGGGUCAACAUGCACACUUCGAGGCACGUGUCGUACCAGUUGGUGAUCCAUCACUGAAAUUCGAAUGGUAUAUCAACGGUGUUGAGCUGCAAAUGGGCUCACGUCUACGCACCACACACGAUUUCGGUUUCGUUACACUCGACAUUAACGCAGUGGUGCCUGAAGAUGCUGGCGUAUACAUGUGCCGCGCUUAUAAUGCUGCCGGUGAAGCUGUCUCCUCUACCGCUAUGAAAGUUAAAACCAAAUCUAACAUUGCCGGCGAACCUUUGAUUCCCGAAUCGUGGGAAGCCAUUCGCCUGAAGGAGGCUGCCAUGAACCGUGUACCAGAAAUGUUUGUAGACACAACACCACAACAGGCACCAGUCUUCACUACACAUCUACAGAGCUACGAUAAGCUCUCAGAAGGUCAACAUGUACUGCUCGAAGCUCAAGUUGAGCCACGUGCUGAUCCAAACUUGCGUAUUGAAUGGUUCAAAAAUGGUAUUUCACUUACCACCGGCUCCCGUAUACGCAGUACCUUCGACUUUGGCUUGGUUACACUCUCGGUUAAUGGAUUGCGUUCGGAUGACUCUGCCAUUUACACUUGCAAGGCCACCAACCAAAUUGGUGAAGCUGUAUCGACAUGCAGUCUCAAGAUUGAAGAUCGUCAUUGGUUGCAAGGUGAGUCACUACAUCCAGACUCUUUGCCACGCAUUGGAGAAUUGGAAGCACCCAAACCAGGACGCCCAGAGGCACCAGAACCAGUUUACGAACUGCCUGUGUUUACUACACAUUUGAAUAAUAUCGAAUGUAAGGAGGGCGAUAAUGUACGUUUCGAAUCGAUGGUCGAGCCCUCUCGUGACCCAACAAUGCAAAUUGAAUGGUCCUACAAUGGACAGCCGCUACAAGCUGCCGCUAAAUUUAAGUCAAUUUAUGACUUCGGCUACUGCGCUUUGGACUUAUCGAACACCUAUCCAGAGAAUAGUGGUGUAUACACGCUCAAAGCAACUAACAGCAAGGGUUCAGCCACUACAUCUGGCACACUCAAGUGCACAGGCGGUAAGACCUUCUACUUGGACACCCAACAUCCACAAGGUGAAGCCGGUUUGGAGGCUGUUAAAGAAACUGAAGAAGAAUUGGCCAAUCGUUAUUCGCGCCAAGUUUCGAAACCUGAAACCCAAUAUCCAGCACCAGUUUGGACCAAACCAUUGCAAGCUGAGUUCCAUCUCUCAGAGGCACAAGCCUUGCAUUUGGAAGGUAAUGUUGAACCUAAGGAAGAUCCUAAUCUCUUCAUUGAAUGGUACUUCAACGGCAAGAUUCUACAACAUGGCUCACGUUUCAAGAUGACAAGUGAAUUCGGUUUCGUCACCAUGGACUUAACUGAGGUCUACGAACGCGAUCAAGGUAUUUACACAUGCAAGGCAUACAACAAGGCUGGCGAAGCCUUCACCACUACCACCAUCUUCUGCACUAGCAAGGAAAGCAUAAUCGAGAAGACACAACAUCCAAAGGGUGCAGAAGGUUUGGAACAGAUUCAAGACUUGGAAGAAUCACUACGUAAGGAUGGCACAAAACCAGAGAAACCAGAAGAAGGUAUGGCACCACGCUUCACCACUGAAUUCAUUGACAUCAAGGAUGUUGGUGAGGGUGAGAUUGCUCACUACGAAGCCAAUCUUGUGCCAACUGGUGACCAAAGUAUGGUCAUUGAAUGGUUCUAUAAUAGUAAAGUUUUGGAGGCUAGUCAUCGUGUGCGCACCAUCUACGCUUUCGGCAUGGUAGCUUUGGAAAUUCUUGGCACCAAGAUCGAAGACUCGGGCACCUACACUUGUCGUGCCACCAAUAAAUAUGGCAGCGCUGAAAUUAGCUGCGUUCUUGAGUGCGUUGAAAAACCACGUGGACAGAAACCACGUUUCACCUCACACAUUCAAUCAUUGGAGGGACUCAAGGAUGGACAGUCGGCUCAUUUCGAGUGCACACUCAUCCCAGUCAAUGAUCCCGAACUUAAAGUUGAGUGGUAUCACAACGGAAAACUGUUACGCCACUCCAACCGCAUUAAGACCGUAUCCGAUUUCGGCUAUGUUGUUUUGGAUAUUGCUUAUUUGCAAGAUCACGACAGUGGUGAGUACAUGUGCCGCGCCUACAAUAAGUAUGGUGAAGAUUUCACACGCGCUACACUCAACUGCGGCGGUCGUGGUGGCGUCUUCUAUGACAGUUUGCAACCCGAUUCACUGCCAAGAAUUCGUGAACUUGAAUGCCCACAAGGACAACAGGGCGAUACCGGUGCACCAGUGGUCACCGAACCACCUAAAUUUAUUACACAAAUUGCUGAUAUCACAAAACUGGUUGAGGGACAGAGUGCGCACUUUGAAGCACGUCUUACACCGGUCACCGAUCCAGAUCUUAAGGUGGAAUGGUAUUUCAAUGGCAAGAAGUUGCCACAUGGUCAUCGUUUCCGCACCUUCCACGAUUUCGGCAUUGUAAUCUUGGACAUCUUGUACUGUUACGAGGAAAAUUCAGGUGUAUAUGAAUGCCGCGCCGUCAACAAGUACGGCGAAGAUGUGACACGCGCCACGCUGAAGUGCACAUCCAAGGCCAACUUGAUUCUGGACUCACAACUGCCACGCGGCAUGGAAGGCGGUUUGGAGAAGAUCGCUAACCUAGAAUACAGCAUGGUACGUACACGCGACGAAACUGUUGAGGAAACUAAGGGCAAAGCACCCGUUUUCACCGUACCACUCGAGAAUAUCGACAAUAUGCGUGAAGGCGAGAAUGCACACUUCGAGGCACGCGUCACACCGACCGACGAUCCACGCUUGCGCGUUGAAUGGUUCUGGAAUGGACGUCCACUUAAAGCUGGCUCACGUUUCCGCACAUUCUGCGACUUCGGUUUUGUUAUUUUGGAGAUCUCACCUGUUUAUCCCGAGGACUCUGGCGAAUAUUCUUGCCGUGCUAUCAAUGAAUACGGUGAGGCUGUAACCACUGCCACCAUGAAAAUACAAGGCAAACGCAGCAUUAUCAUGGAAUCUCAACUGCCCAAGGGUAUGGAAGGUACUAUUGAUCGUAUUGCCGAACUUGAGGGUCUUGGUGGACGCAGCACAGAAUUCGUGCCUGAAGAUGAUAGUGGCAAGCCACCAGAAUUUAUUACAACACCAUUCGAUAUGGUCAUCACGGAAAAUUCGCUGGCGCACUUCGAAUGCCGCUUGCAGCCAGUUAAUGAUCCAAGCAUGCGCGUCGAUUGGUUCCACAAUGGCAAAGCUUUGUGGGCUGGUUCGCGCAUCAAGACAAUCAAUGAUUUUGGUUUUGUCAUUUUGGAAAUUGCCGGUUGUUAUCAACGUGAUACCGGUUUGUACACUUGCAAGGCCACCAAUAAACAUGGCGAGGCGACAGUUUCAUGCAAAUUGCAAGUCAAGGGCCGUCAAGGCAUCAUCGUUGAACCACAAUUGCCUUCGAACUUCCGCACAGGCACCGAAAGCCUACAGAAAUUGGAGGAGAGCAUGCAUAAGCGUGAAGAAAUCGUCAUCGAUGAGGAGCAACCGAAUCCACCUAAAUUCAUUGAGGAAAUUAAGGAUAACCUCGAUGUACCCGAAGGUGGUCCAAUACACUUCGAUUGUCGUGUUGAACCUGUUGGCGAUCCCACCAUGCGCAUUGACUGGUUCUACAAUGGACGUCCUAUGCCCACUGGCUCUCGUGUACAUCAGCUCAACGAUUUUGGCUUCAUCGCUAUGGAUAUCGAUUACAUUUAUAUACGUGAUGCUGGUGAGUACACUUGUCGCGCCACCAACAAAUGGGGCACUGCUACCACCACUGCCAAGGUUACUUGCAAGAGUAAGCAUAGCAUUGUGUACGAUACACAAUUGCCUGAUGGCAUGACGGCCGAGAAGUUGAAGGAACUCGAACGUGGUCGCAUACCCGAUGUACCCAGGAUUGAGGAACCCGAUUUCGGCCCACCAGAAUUCAUUACGGAAAUUCAAAAUGUCACCGCUGAGGAAUCCGAAGCUAUGCGCUUCGAGUGCCAAGUGGAACCGAAGACAGAUCCCAAUUUACGUGUGGAAUGGUAUCGCAAUGGCAAGUUGUUGCCCAGCGGUCACCGUUACAGAACCAUUUUCGAUAUGGGCUAUGUGUCACUCGAUAUUCUUUACGUUUACGCUGAAGACUCUGGCGAAUAUGUGUGCCGUGCGGUGAACAAACAUGGCGAGGCGCGCACCAAGGCGACAAUUUCAUGCAAGAAACUACCAACAAUUAUGCUGCAAAACCAAGUGCCACGUGGCAUGAAACCCAAUGAAACACUCACUCAAAUGGAGGCCACCAUUAAGAAAUAUACUUCAGAGGUGCACUUGACCGAGGAUGAUCUCUUCGAUCCGGAUCGCAAACAACCACCACGCUUCGUUACACAAAUCAAGGAACAGACCACGCUUACCGAGAUGGCAAAAACCAAAUUUGAAUGCCAAUUGGCGCCAGUUGGUGAUCCGAACAUGAAGGUUGAAUGGUUCUUCAACGGCAAGCCCUUGUUAUACAAGAAUCGCUUCCAACCCAUCUACGAUUUCGGUUAUGUAGCCAUGAACUUCGGCUGGGUCUAUCCAGAGGACAGCGGCGAAUAUGUGUGCCGUGCCACCAAUCUCUAUGGCAAGGAUGAGACUCGCGCAAUCAUUAAGGUCUCUGGAAAGCCUGGCAUUGUCUACGACUCACAGUUGCCAGCUCAUAUGCAGGAGACAUCUAUUCAGCGCAUUCGCGAAAUGGAAGCAUCUUGGCAAGUUGUACCAGAGGAGGUCGAUCCCGAUGCAAAACCACGAGCCAAACCAACUUUCGUCAGCAAAUUGGAACCACAAACCGUUGAGGAGGGCGAACCCGCACGUUUCUGUGUACGCGUAACUGGCCAUCCACGUCCCAGAGUUAUGUGGCUCAUCAACGGACACACCGUUGUGCAUGGCUCACGUUACAAGCUAACGAACGAUGGAAUGUUCCAUUUGGAUAUUCCAAAAACACGACAAUACGACACAGGCAAAGUCGAAGUGAUCGCUAGAAAUUCGGUUGGCGAAUCGAUCGCCACCACCGAACUGAAUGUGGUCGAACGUUCAGACGAUUAUCGCGGUGUAUUGAAGAAUUCACCACGUCCUUGGUAUGACUAUGAGCUAACUGCUUAUCAAAAGGAACGUCAAGAAACCGAGCUGGAGAAGAUAUUCGAUGAGCGCAAACAAUAUUUGGCCGAUCAAGGUAAACCACUAAAGGGUGUUGAACACUUGAAACCCAAACAAGUCAAAACCGAAACACCCGAAUGGCAACAAACCGUUAAUGCCAAACGCAGUGAAGAUUACUAUAGUAAAUUGCAAGAAUUAGAAACCGAGCAAUUGCUGAAGGAGACCAAUUUGCGCAAGGAAACACAUCAAUAUGCGAUACCCGGCGAGAAGGUUGUGCAGAGUUCCGCUGCCAAGGGCAUGGCCAAGUCCUACGAAGAGAAUCUGGAAGAGCAGUCCACAACAACAACCACAGCAGCUGCUAAGAAGGUUGUAAAGAAACCACCAGUUGAACCCGCUGAAUCCUCGGUGCAUGGACGUGAAGUCAUUAUGAAUAAGCAACAACAAACCCAGAAGGAAGUUGUUGGCGAUUUGGAGAUUACACGCAAGAUUACUGCUACCGAAACUACGGAAAUGGAGCAUAAGGGCACCGUGCAAGAGCGCGUUGUCAAGGGACCCGUACAACCCUCGAAACCACCAGUGUUCACCAAGAAAAUACAACCAUGCCGUGUGUUCGAAAACGAGCAGGCUAAAUUUGAGGUGGAAUUCGAUGGCGAACCAAUGCCCACCGUCAAGUGGUACCGUGAAAACUUCCCCAUCAAGAAUUCACCGGAUUUGCAAAUCCACACGUUCAGCGGCAAAUCCAUACUGAUCAUACGCCAAGUGUUCGUCGAGGACUCGGCUGUAUUCUCAUGUAUCGCAGAGAAUCGUGGAGGCACUGCCAAGUGCAGCGCCAAUUUGGUGGUCGAGGAACGUCGUCGUGCCGGCAAAGGUGGCCUAACACCACCUAGCUUUGUGAAUGUGAUUCAAAGCACCACUGUUGCCACUGGACAAUUGGCACGUUUCGACGCCAAGGUAACUGGCUCACGUCCAAUGGAUGUCUAUUGGUUGAAGAAUGGACAAAAGGUACAGCCAAGCAUUAAAUUCAAAAUGCUUGAAGAGGACAAUGUCUACACACUACUCAUUAUCGAGCCAUUUGCUGAAGAUUCGGGCCGUUAUGAGUGCGUUGCCGUUAAUGUAGCCGGUGAAGCACGUUGCGAUGCCGAUUGCAUUGUUCAAUCGCCGACUAAGCCAGAUAAGCCCACAACACCGGGCAGCGAGAAACCACCACAUAUUGUAGAGAAAUUGAAGAGUCAAUCGGUGGAGGAAGGUAGUAAAGUAAUCUUCCGUUGUCGCAUUGAGGGUAAACCCACACCGACAGCACGUUGGUUGCGUGGUGAGAAUAUUGUGAAGCCAUCGCGUUACUUCCAAAUGACACGUCAAGGUGAAUACUAUCAACUGGUGGUUUCUGAAGCCUUCCCCGAGGAUGAGGGCACUUACAAGUGUGUCGCCGAGAAUAAGCUGGGCAGUAUUCAGACCAGUGCUCAAUUGAAGGUGCGUCCAAUUGAGAAUCUCGACGCCCCACCAACCAUUACCGCACUGAAGGAUGUCUCCGUGUCGGAGGGUAUGCCAGCACAAUUCAAGACCACCGUUACCGGUAAAGUGAAGGCGACUAGUGUGCAAUGGUUCCGUGAGGGUUCACUUAUACCAGAAACUCCUGACUUCCAAAUGAUCUUCGAUGGAAACAGUGCCGUACUACUUAUUGGAACCACUUAUGAGGAGGACUCAGGCAUAUUCACCGUACGUGUAACCUCAUCAACUGGACAGGUCGAGUCAUCAGCUAAGUUGACUGUUAAAAAGCGACGCAUUUCGGCCUUCCAGUUACGUCCAAUAGACUCCGUGGAAGAUGAGACCUCAUCCUCAGGCAAAGAAGACAGCUCACCUGAGUCGCCACACACCCAGCAGCCCGGCGCACCACAGUAUGGCCAAUAUUUGGCUAUCAAUGGGCAAGCACCACAUCAGGGGCGUCCACGUACGAAGAAACCACGCAGUAAAUCAUUGCAGCCACAAUCAAAUAUUGUACCCUGGCGUAAAUCAUCGCGACCACGACGUGGUCGUUCGCUAGAUAAGCAACCCUUCUUCCCCGGUUACAAACCGGAACCAGUUAAAUCAUGGAAAGAGGAAACGAUAAGUCUGAAACCGACACCAAUCGAAAAGAAAGUCAUUCCGAAAAUGGAAGCCGCUAAGGUUGAACUCAAAUCCAUUAAGGAACAACGUAAUCAGGGUUUGAUGGGUAUCGGCGCAACGCUCGAUCAAAUUAUCGCUGGUAAGACUGAAAAGGAAGCCAUUCCAUGGAUCGUAAUGCGUGAUAAAUUGAAACAUGUCGAAAGUGUGCAAAAACAAUUGGACAAAUUCGAUUUGGAUGAAGUGUAUCUGCGACCACUCGAACAGCCAAUAGUAACAGAUCAGAAAGUACCACAACAGGCGCAAGAACAACAAGAACAAAUUGAACGUACAAAAGAGAUACAGCGACUGCGUAGCAUGGAGAGCUUUGAAAUCAACGAGAUGACGGAACAAAUCGAGAAGUUGAUAACGAAACAUCAAAAGGAAGAUGCCAUACCAUGGAAGGAAAUGCGUCAACAUUUGAAGAGUGUACAACGUGUCACUAAUCAAAUAGAGAAGUUCAAAAUAGAAGAAGUAGAAUUGCGCCCACUGCCGACACAGACCGCAACUACACAGGAAAUAAGUGAGACAACACAAAGCACUGUCUCAAUGAUGGUCGACGAGAGCUCUAAGGGCUCCAUACAGAAGGUGGUACGCAAAGAGCAAUUGCAACAGUAUGAAGAUGUCAAUGAGGUACACAAACAACAGUAUAUCAUAAGUGAAGACAUCAACUUGCUGAGUGUUGCUGAACGUGAGAAACUGGAAGCACAACGCAUCAUACAACAGCAGCAAGCUGUAAACUGGCGCCAAGGACGUAAAGUACCCGCAUUGCAGCCACUCACCUCGAUGGAGGAUACUUCAAUACUGAAGACGGGUGUUACGACCCAGGAAAAGUUCGAGCAAAGCUUGCAACAACAAAAAUACACCAGCGUUGAGGAUUCGAAGAUGAUGAGCAUCGAAGAGUACGAGCAUCUGCAAAUGAUGAAGCGUACACAAGAAGAGAAGGCUGUAGAAUGGCGUCAACAGCGUCAAGUGCAAGAAUUCCAACAAACUGAGGACUCCGCGAGAUUGUCAUUACAACAACGACAAGAUACGGAGGAACAACAAUUUGCACAACCGCAACCGACCCUGUGGGAUCGUGGUAGGAAGAAGCCACAACCUCAGCAGGCACAAUCUCAAGCACCACAAGCCACUAAGCAAUAUCCAGAGCAGCCUAAGACUUAUGAGGAAGCAGUGGAUGUGCUGCCUGAGGAGCCGGUGCCAGUAAAACCAGCCGAACAGCCAACGCCAGUUAUGUGGGAACGUGGUAGAAAGAAAACGACAACACAACAACAGCAAAUCACUGAAAUACAACAAGCCACUGAAGUAGUACAACAACAAUUCGUGGAGCAGCAACAAGUAAUCGAACAAAGAGAAUUUGUCGAAGAAACAAAGAAGACCAGCGUACGUAAAGCAAUUGCGCCACGUGAGCCUGAACAAAAAAUGGAGCAAGUUGUGCUCAAGCCCACACCACGCCCGCGUCCGAAGAUAACACAAAGGAGUGAAGAAGUGCACUCACAGACCUUGAAACGCACGCAAGCUACACAUGUUGUGGAAGAACAACCGACGAAAGCAUACGAGGAAGCUGUGGAUACACUUGAGGAAGAGGUAGUACCGCAGCAGCCGAUUGCACCCGAACCCGUAUUGUGGGAACGUGGAAAGAAGAAGCCCACUAAGGUUGAGGAGGUAAUUGCUGAACAACCAGUGAAAACUUAUGAAGAGGCUGUGGAUGAACUUCCAGAGCAACCUGUAUCACAAACCCCAGAACAGCCUCAACCUGUAUUGUGGGAACGCGGCAAGAAGAAGCCUACCGUGCAACCAGUUGUGGUAGAACAAGUUGAACAACAAGAGCAAACUAUUGAACAACAAACGGUGGUGGAAGAGGUUAAGAAAGUUGCACGUAAGGUUAUACCAAAAGAGCCAGAAGAAAAGAUGGAACAAGUGGUGCUUAAGCCAACACCGCGACAAAAACCAAGAGAUGCACCCAAAGCUGAGGAAGUGCAACUUAAACCUGCCAAGCGACCACAACCAACACACGCCACGGAAGAAGAUCAACAGCAACCAACGAAAACAUACGAAGAAGUAGUUGAUGAACUUCCUGAAGAACCAAAACCACAGCAACCAGAGCAACAACCGGUCUUAUGGGAGCGUGGUAAGAAGAAACCUAUCAAACCUGUAGAGGAAAAGGUGGAAGAGGUUGAACAAAAGGUAGAUGAACACAUUUCAGAGGAAGUGACCAUUGCUGAGGAAACUAAAAAGAAGGCUGCGCGUAAAAUUAUUCCACAAGAGCCAGAAAAAAUGGAACAAGUGGUGCUCAAACCUACACCAAGACAGAAACCCAAGGAAACGCCAAAGGCGGAAGAAGUACAAUUAAAGCCAACUAGACGUCCACAGCCAACACAAGUCGUUGAAGAAAAGCCACAAGAACCAACGAAAGCAUACGAAGAAGCUGUAGAUGAAAUAACCGAAGAGGCAGCUCAAAUUGAAGAACAACCGCAACCUGUUAUGUGGGAACGUGGUAAGAAAAAGAAGCCUAUUAAGCCUACAGAAGAGAAGGUAGAAGAUAUUCCCGUACCACAAACACAAGAAGAAGUAGUUGAUGUAAUCGAGGAGCCCAAACCAGAGCAACCAGAAGAGAAGCCUGUACUGUGGGAACGUGGUAAGAAAAAACCAAAGGCUGAAGAAGUUGAAAUUGUCGAAACGCAGAAAGAAGAAGUACAAGAACAAGAAGUAGUUGAGAAAAAGAAGGUCAAGAAAAUUAAGAAACGCCCAAGCGUGACUGAGGUAGUACAAACUGAAGACGUAGCACCAACGGUUGAAGAAGAAGAAGUUAUUGAAGAAGUGCCCGAAGAGACACAACCAACAAUUGACGAAGACAAAACCAUAGAGGAGACAACAGAAAUUGUGGAGAAAAUCAAAACUAAGAAAGUCAAGAAACCAAAAGUGAAGCCAGAAGAAAUUGAAGUUACGGAAACUCCAGAAGAAGUUGUUGAAGAAGUCAGUAUUGCAGAAGAAACCGUUGAAGAAAAGAAACGUAAAGUCAAAAAGGUGAAGAAACAUAAGAAGGAGAAAAUUGCCGACGAUGUUGAAGAAAUUCAGCCUGAAGAAGAAGAAGAAGAAGAAAUACAGCCAGAAGAACCAGAGCCAGAAGAACCAGUGCCAGAAGAAAAGGUACCGAUUAAACGUAAAGAGAUUAAACCACAAGAGCCUGAACAAGUCGAAAAGGUGACACUUAAACCGGUACCACGCAAACAGUUACCGAAACCAGAGCAAGAAAAACCAGAAGAAGUCACACUCAAACCAUUUAAGAAACAUGUAGUUUCUGAAGAUCUACAGCAGCCCACAGAGGUAGAAACUCACGAAGAGGUUCCUGAAAAAGUCGUCGUAGAAGUCAUCGAAGAGGUCACGAAGAAACGUGUCAAGAAGAAGAAGCCCAAGAAGAAGACAGCUGAGCAAGACGAGGAAGAGGAAGUCGAACAGCCCACUGAAGAAGUAGAAGAAGAAGAAGAAGAAGAAAUUGUAGAACCUGCUCCAGAAACUGAAGAGCAAUCAAUCGAAAAAGAUGUAGAAACAGCAGAGGUUGUACCACAACCCAAGCCGAAACCUAAACCAGUACCAGUAGAAGAAAAGGUGGAAGAAGUUUCACUGAAACCAAUAAGAAAAGUUAAAAAGCCUUUACCUGAAGAACAAACCAUCGAGGAGGUAAAACUUAAGCCUGUAAGACGUCCACAACAAGUGCCAGAAGAGCAGCAGCUCGAAGAAGUAGUGUUGCAGCAUGUCGAGAAACAAGCAGAAGAAAUCAUAGUUGAGGAAAAGAAAAAGACAAAGCGUGUUAAGAAGCCAAAGGCAGAGGAAUUACCAGAAAUACCAGAUGCAGAGCCAGUACAACUUGAAGAAGCUGAGCAUUAUGAUAUUGAAAAGGAACCUAUUGUGGAGGAACCACAACCGCAAGUGCCUUGGAAGCGUGGCGAAAAGAAGAAGCCUGUCGAAGAACCUAUUGAAGAAAAACAAUUGCCUACAGGUAAGAGAAGACCGCUAGCCGAAGAACAACCAGAGGAAGUCAAACUCAAGCCAAUACCACAAAAACCGAAAGAAGAACCAGUGCAACCAAUUAAAGAAGUACCAGCACCUAAAUUGGCGCCCGAAGAACGACCACAACCGGAGGAGGAAGAACUUGAAAUCACUCCCAUACCCGUCGAAGACGAGACCAAGCCACAAAAGGAGAAGCCAAAGAAAGAAAAGAAGAAGAAACCGAAAUUACAAAAGGCAACACCAUCAGUUGAUGAAAUUACUGAAGAAAUCGCUGAACCAUUUAAUGAACCAAUCACCGAAGAAGAUCAAGUAGAUGAAAUACCGAUUGACGAAAUCAAAGAAGUUGCCGUCUCUGAAGAGGUCUUACCCGAAGAGGAGGUCGUGCCAACCGAAGAUGUGAUCACCACAAAACAAAAGGCACAUAAGAAACGCACAAAGCGACUAAAGGAUGCAUCUUUCGAAGAUCAACCACAGUUACUUGAAGCCGAAAUUGUGGAUCUUGAAGCUGAAGAGAUCAUAACGCAAGAAACUUCACAAGAAGUCUCACAAAAGACAAUUACACUUAAAAAGACUGAAGACAACCGACCACAAUUCAUAACUACAGAGCAAUUGAUCGAGCUCGAUGUUGAUGAUGUGCGACGCGGUAUCGACAUGAAAAUUACAUCCAAUAUUGUCAAGAAAGAAACGCGACGUAUCAUCCUGGACGACAGUCAACCGUUACCCGAGCUUGAGCUAAUCACGCAAAAGCGCAUACAAGAGGGUAUCGAUAUGCUGCCCGACGAAGAAUUGAUCGAAGAUCAAAACGUGCCACAAAAGGAAGAGACCACAACAUCCGAAGUGCAACGACAAGAGCGUAAAUUGGUGCGCAAAAAGAAGAAGGAAAUCAAACCGCCACGUAUUACCGAAAAGUUACGGCCGGUUAUGUGCACACCCGAAGAGCCCACAGAGCUGGAGUGUAAGAUUGAGGGCACACCAUUCCCAGAAAUCAGCUGGUAUUUCAACGAUGUGCUCUUAUUCGCUUCGGAGAAAUACGAAAUUACGGUAAUGGAAGAUGUAGCCAAGUUGAAGAUCGCUAAAGUCACGCCCAGCGAUGUGGGCGUAUACACUUGCGAGGCGCGCAACGAAGCCGGCGUAGCAACGAGUCGUGCCAACAUCUUUUUGGAAAAAGAACAAGGCAUUGCACCACAAUUCACAAAACCGCUCAAGAUCGAGUUCACCGAAGAGAAGGAACCCGAAUUGUUGAGAGUCACUGUUACUUGUCAAGUCGUCGGCAAGCCAAUGCCACAAGUGAAAUGGUAUCGCGGCACCGAAGAGGUCAUACCCAGCGAAACUGUACAGACAUGCUACAAUGAAGAAACGGGCGAUGUCGCUUUGGAGGUCAUUAAUCCGACACCGAAUGAAGCGAUCACAUACUCCGUGCAAGCGCAAAACGAUUUCGGACGUGCCAUUGGCAAUGCCAACAUACUUAGCCGCGUCGAAGAGGCACCACUGGAGGUAUUGAAACCACCUAAGGUAACACCGCUGUAUGCACAAGUUAUACCGACCGGUGGUACCUUGUUGUUCGAGGCCAAAUAUGAGGGUACGCCACGGCCAGAAAUCGUUUGGCUGCGCAACGGACGUGAAAUACAGAUCAAUGAAGACGUCACAAUAGAAACCACCGAGACUACGACCACAAUCAAAAUAAUCAAUAUGAAUCGCAAACGUAGUGGUAAAUAUGAAGUAUGUGCCAAGAAUCCAGUUGGCGAAGCUAAAUCUUCGGGUUCGGUAAUGGUUACCGAUCAAGCGCCCGACAAAGAGAUUAUACCACCACGUUUCAUUCAACCGCUACAACCGAAGUAUUUUGGUGAAAAUGAAGUUGCCAUAUUGGAGGCUGUUGUCACAUCCGAACCACUCUCGUCAUUCCAAUGGUUUGUCAAUGUUGAACCCAUCAAGAGUACAAACGAAUGUCGUAUAGUUUCGCAGGCGAACAAAUCGACACUGCUGAUCGAGAAAUUCGAGCGUAAAUUCGUUGGUCCGUACACGUGUCGUGCGGAGAAUGUUGGCGGUUCGGUUACAUCGACUGCAACCGUUAAAUUACUGGAAGAUAGUCCACAAGAGAGUGUGGAAGAAUUCGAAUCGCCACGAUUCGUUGAAGAAUUGUUAGAGCCGAUUACGGUAAUGGACGGUGAGGCAUUAUUGCUCACCUGCAAAGUGGUUGGCAAGCCGACGCCGCGCGUCGAAUGGUAUCAUAAUGAGGAGAAAAUUGUGGAGACCAAAGAGACAUUAAUAUCGCAGGAUGCCGAUGGCUUGUGUCAGUUGCAAAUAACCGAAGUAUUCCCCGAAAAUGAUGGCGAAUACAAGUGUGUGGCCAGCAAUAAAAUUGGCGAAGCGCUAACAACGACAUUUGUUAAUAUACAAGCAUUUGAAUAUAUCCCCGAUUCUGAAAUCACUGGACUCACUGGCUCCGAAGAGGAUCUCCUGGAUAAGACUCUUUCCAUCGACGAACAAGCACCGAAAAUCAUUAAGAAAUUACCUGAAAAAAUCGAACCCAAAGAGGGUGAACUAGCGAAAUUGGAAGUUAAAGUUAUUGGUAAACCAAAACCCAAAGUCAAAUGGCUGCGCGACGACGAAGAGAUAUUCGCUUCCGAGGAAUAUCAAAUCGAAAAUUUCGAAGAUGGCACCUCAGUGCUGGUCAUCAAUCACGUCUAUCCCGAUGAUGUGGGCGUCAUUAGCUUUGAGGCGCACAAUCCAUUGGGUGUAGCCGUGACAACGGCGCUCUUUGCGGUCGAAGGCAUCGUUGGAACUAAGGACUACCGCAAACCGGAAUGGGUAACGCAUAUGGAAGAAAUGCAGAAGGCGCUCAAAGAAACAACAGCACCUUUGAUAGCCACACAUGUGGAUGAGAAAAUCAUACAACAACAACAACAACAAGUGCAACAACAACAACUACUAGUACAACAAGAACAACAUGAACAAACAGUUAUCAUACAACAACAACUACAAGCGGAAGAAGAAAUUCUUAUUAAAAGCGAAAAAGUUAAAAAGAAGAAAAAGAAAGUAUCACAACAACAACAAAUAACUCAAGAAAUUGUAGAAAUGCAAGAAGAACAAAAAGAAACUCGUAUUCAUAAAGACUUACAAUCACAUCAGAUGCUCGAAGAUUUCUACACCACCGACACAGUUACGAGCAUACAAUCCGAAGACAUACCAUACGAAACCAUACAGAUUCAAACACUACCACAAGAGACUAUCGAAACAACAGCGCUAACACAAGUUUUACAGGUGUCCACUGAACGGCCCGAGCCGAAAGUGGCGCAUGCCGAUAUCGCACCCGUCAAGACUGUGGCAAUGCAAGAGGAAUCGAGUAUGCUCGAAGUGGAGGAAGGUCUAAAGCCGCAACGUCGGCGACCAAGUGAAAAAUUGCACGAAACCAUAACGGAAGUCACGCGUCGUGCCGCCGCAGUAACUGAAGUGGAGACGAAGCAAAACGCAGUUGAGCUCGUAAGCGAAAGAAAACCGAAAGCGGCGCAAGCCCAACCGACUGUGGACGAAAGCGAAACUGUAUUGGUGGAGAAGCCACUAGUAGAAGACACAGUCGAAGAUUUGCAAGGCGCCAAAGUGCCAGAAGAACAUGCUAUGCCCACUGUAGUGCCACAUAUUUCACAACAACAAUUGGAGUUGACAACCGCCGAUGCGGUGGGUGAUUUGCCCGCGAACGUGCUGCGCGAAAAACCGACCGAAAAUGCCACAACAGAUUAUGUGCCACAUAAGAGUGUCAUAGUGGAGCAAUUAGUAAGUAGCGAGACUACUGAAAAGAAUAUUAUUCUAGAGAAAGUUGCUGAGAAACAAAUACCAAUCGGUGUUGUGAUGGCUGAGACAAGCGUUGAAGUGGUAGAAGUACAGCCGCAGGAUACAACGGCAACCUACGACACGCCACAUACAAAGCAAGAGGGUGCAGUGCCGACAUUAGUCGAACAUUUAGCAUAUGUAGAGAAAGAAGAGAAAACUGUCGACAAGGAGGAUGUAUUUGAGAAAGCGAAAUCACCGCUCAAGUCGACGGCGGACGUGGAGGUCACUGCAGAAACUGUGCCAUUGGAAGUAACACAAAGCGAAACGGCUGAAACGGUACUAGAGCUCAAAGCACAGAAGUUGCCGGACACCAGCAAAGCGCUAGAAAAUUUAAUAGUGCAACGCAGCUUGAUUGGUACACAACCAGACCUGCAAAGCCCAUUGGAAGAAGUGCCUAAAACAGAUAUGAUAACCCAAACGGCCGUGGGUAAUUUGACCGAAAAUAUACAUAUAGUCGGUGCGGAAGUAACUGCGCUCGAAGAGAGACCAACGGAUUUAAUACCUACCGUAGAGCCCAAGUUGGCGGUGGCAGAAAGCGAACAAACACAGAGUCUAAUUGUGGGACAGAUAAGUGAAACAUUAACGGAAGAGCGCACCGAGUCACUCGAACAAGUAACGCCAACACCAGGUAAGCUAACUAAAACUGCAUUAACCGCAGCCAAUGCGGUAGCGUUACGCAACGAAGAUUUAAUUUGUGAUGCGACUGCGUUGAUUGAGAGCACACAACCCAGCGAGCAGCACACGAAACUCGGCUAUGAAGGCGCUGCUCCUGUAGCUAACAUAGGCACUGUAGAAACGCAUGAUAAGGAAGUGACACUGCCGACACAAAAGCCCGAAACAGCUGAAGCGAAGUACAGUUACAUGGAGCAGACCUCAUUGUCGAUUAAAACGGAUCAAAUGCUAGAAGCGGCAGGCGAUUGGCAGGCUGUGCUGCCACCAAUUAGUCAAAUCGCAAGUCACAAACAAACGGAAAUUAAGUUGACCGCACCGAACGUGCUCGAAGUACAACUGCAGGCAAGCUCUGAGUCAUUAGAAACAGACACACCGAAACAAGUGGCCGCCACAAAAACAAUCGACACCAUCUAUGGUGGUUUAAGCGAAAUGCAGGCUGUGCUAGAGACACAUACCGAACUCAAAGAGCUGGAACAGCCGGCGGAGAAAACGGUACAGCCGCUGCCUGGCAGAGAAAUGCAACCAUUAGCCGUUUACGAAGUGCAAACUACGGAAACGGAUCAAGCACUAAAUUUACCGGAAAAACCAGUCAUGCAAGCUCUACACGAAACUACACCUGAAACUUAUACACCGCUCGAGCGCACCGAAAUUUUGACUUUAGAUACGACACACAAAGUCGAGGAGCAAAUGAAACCACAAACAGCUCAAGCAGAAUUUGGCUUACAAACACAGCGUAGCACAAAAGUGCAGCAACAAACAACAUUGGAUGUCGUAGAUGUGCUUGUAACGGAGGAAUUGCCAGUCAAGCAAACAAUCAGCAGUGAUAUUGAGUUGUCACAACCCUUGGAGAUCAUUACAACAGCCAUACACGACAAGGAAUCCAAGUUAACACCAGCCGACAUGCCUGCCGCAAAGGAAGUGCAAACGAUAACCACGGACACAUUGCCAGUAGCCGAUACAGAAAUUACGCAACCCAUGGAAGCUUUUACGUCGCUCGACGAAACACAAUUGGAUAAAAAACAUGCGCACUAUGGUUUCACCGAAAUCAUAUCGACAGUGCAGACAAGUAAUGUAACGCUAGAGGGUACUCAAGAAUACACAAGAAAGCAAGUGCCCACAGAUGCCGUCGCCAGUGUAGAGCUAGACUCGCAUAAGAACGCCUUCGAAGUACGCACAACUAACUUCAGUGAGAAAGAAGUAACACUCAGCGCUGACCUGCCGCACGCCAAGGGGCCAGCAGAGUUGAAAAUAAAUGAGUUGACGCAAAAGAGCGCCAUAACACAAGCGCCUUACGUGCACGAGAGUGCCGGUGAGCUAAAAGGUGUGGAAUCCUUGGAGACCAUAGGCAAGCCGACGACUGAUAGCAGCUAUGAAAUCUCGAUACGACAAGAAAGUGUCUAUGAGAAAGAGACCUCACUUGAACCUUAUCAAAAAGGUAAAGAAUUUGCGGCAACCGUGACGUUCAACACCGAAGAUGCUAAGCAAAUAGAGCAGAACUUACUGUACGAGCGCGAGCAGACAUUCGAUAAAGUACAACCGAUUGCGGCGAACGCGCAAGCGGCAGCACCAACGGAGAAUUUAAAACUGCCGUUAAACGAAAAUGUUUACGACUUGGAGAGCGUGGGCACCAUCGACAAGCUGAAACUUACCACAAGCUCGGCCAUUUCGCAAUAUCAAAACCUGAAUGAAACUAUUAUUUCGGAAAUCAUUGCUUAUGAGGACUCCCGACCCGAUGCAAUGGUACUGCAAAAGCAUGUCGAACAACCGCUUGAAGCUGCGCUAACACUCUCCGAAUAUGCCGCAAUCGCUAGCGAAAAUAUUGUUAUAGAGAAUGCACAGCUCUACGAAGAUAAACCAACAUUUACUGAAAAGCACGCACGCGAGGCAACAAGCGAGCAACAAAUGCAUGCACCCUUGCUGCAAGAAACGAGCUUACUAGAUGCCGCGACAGCGUUGCCAACGCACACAGAGCUCGGUGAUAUGGCAAAACCGGGCACGGAGCAAACAUUACUCACUACAAAUGUUGUUAGAGAAGAAAAUAUCUACGAGCAAUAUAAGCCCGUACAGGAUGAAGAGAUACAGCCUGCGGCACAUGCCAACAUUGGGCACGCCACACAACAACUGCCUACGAUACAAGCUCCACAGAUAGCCGAGCGGGAAGGUAAACUGAAGUUGCCAAAAGAAGUCGCGCCACAACAAGCGAACGAAGCGGACUUGAGCAAAACUUUAGGACUGCCAAUAGUCAGUGAGACUAAUGCAGCGGAAGCGCCAAACCUGCUAGCAACGGAGGUGCCAAGCUUAACAGAAGUAAAGUCGACGCUUACCGGCGCACAGCACGAAGUUCAGACUACGCAAGUGCAAACCUACGAGGAAACGGAUGAAUUAUUAACACGUGAUAAUGCGCCAACCGCGCAAACAGUGGUCAAUUUAGAAAAUAUACCAAGACCAGCGCAGGUCGAGACCCUCACCGCCGUCUACGCCAAAGAAGGUGAUUUAGAGCGUUUCGAGAGCGAUGAGCAGCAUGCCAAACCCUAUGUGGAGGGUAUGUACACAGAGACCAUCACAAGUGAUGUGACAGCGUUUGAAAAAACCGAUGUUUUAGAUAAGCUAGAGUUCGAAACUAAGGCGGCCAAGCCGACCAUUGAUGGACAACAACAGUUACAGGUCGAGCAACUGAAUGUUGUGUUAGACAAAGAGAACACCUUUGAAAUUAAGGUGAAAACAGAAAGCGCCAAGCCUUAUAUAGAGGGCACGCAACACGAAACGCUCAUCACGGAGAUGGCUGCUGUAGAACAACUAAGCGAUUUGCCAGCAGGUCUGGAAAAAACAGAUAAAACAGCACGUCAACAACUGGUAGAGGAGAGCUUGCGUCAAGCACAAACAAUCUGCACACCAAUCUUAUUAGAAAAAGAAACACCAACAAGCGACGCCGAGCCAACAAAGUACAUGGCAAAGCCACAAACUGCCGCAAUACAAAAUGACAAAAUCAUCGCCGAGCUUACGCCCUACGAAGGCGUGCUGCCGUUCGAAACCGGCGAUGGCGCGAAACCGCAACAUGCCAGCGCCAGCUUAACAACAAAAUUGACGCACAGCCAAAUCACAACACUGCAGGAAACUCUCACCAAAGAACAGCGCCUAACAAGCGCACAGCCUGAGCAGCAAAGCGCCAUUUUAGUCAACGCGCAGAAUAUAGCGCACACGACCGAGGAAACGAUCGGUCUAAAUCUAAUAACCGACACAUAUGACUUGAAGCAACAGCCGGAGCGAAUAGCGCAUAGCACACACGCCGAUCUAAAUGAAAGUAAAACAGUGACAGAAUCGCUAUCGUAUGAGCAAACGACGACAUUGCCCACAGAGGAGCGCGCAACACAAUUGCCAAGCGGCAGCACUGUGCCGACAGAACAAACCAAAUCGGCGCAGAAAACCGAAGUAAAUAUUUACGAAAGUAUACAAGAAGAAGUUGGCGACUUCAGGCCACACACCGUCGAGGGCAUAGAAAGCAGCGUAGUUGUGCGCGAACUCAAAGCGCCCCUCAUCGAUGAGGUUACCGUGAAACCGGCACUCGAACACAUGGCGGCUAGUAUGCCGCAACAGGAAACUGCAACAACCAACACUACAGCGUUCGACAAUUUAAGCGUCAGUGCGCAGGUAGCCUAUGAAAGUGCUGCUGUGAUCACAAGUCAGCCGGCGGUAGAUGAGCGCAAGGCACAAGUGCGUGUGACAGACACACUCGUACAGACAACCAUCACCGAUGUACCACUUGUUAACGAGAACGCCGCUAAGCUGCAGGAUGUUAGACAUACCGAUGAGCAUGCCGAUGUUAGCAUAACACCACAACAUAGUACGUAUUUGCAUGAACAAACCGAAAUACAGGAUAAUCUCAGCACAUUGAACACAAGCACAACACCAACAACGGCUGCGGCCGAAAUGACAGUUAUGCCACAGUAUGCGCUAGCUGGUAGCGAUGCGCAGACAUACGAGCAUACGAUUCCACAAACCAUAGUUCUAACAACAACAACAAUAACACCACAAAGCACCACAACACCAACAACAGGAAAAAUAGCGCUGCAAACAACACAAUUUAUAGCGGAACACUCGGAUAUACACGAAGAUACAAAAACAAAAACUGAUCAAGCUAUCAGCACUUAUCAGCCACACAUCACAUUCGAUCAAUCAAUUGUGGUUGAAUACGAAAAAGAAACACAACUUAAAACAUUACAACAAAACGCACAACAAUUACAAACAACAAGCGCACAGCCAAAUCAUAUUUUACCAACAGAACGUGAAGAAAUGUUAAAUGAGUGUGUCUCCGAAUUAAUGGCAGAAGACAAAACGUCAAAAGCCUUAAAAACACCAAUCACAACGAGCGGUGUUAGUGAUUUUGUAGAGGGAAUAACUGUUGAGGUAGUACCGGCAUAUCAUAAUGUCGAUGACAUACAACCAAUUAGUGUAGCACACGAAAAACCUAAGUACAUACAUGAAACCAUGAAAGACAAAGUAGAAAAAGUAGAAACACUAAGUGUAAAAACCGAUUUUGACACACCGAAAACAUCUCACACUACAGAACACAAAACACAACAAAAAACACUUAUAACCGAAGAUGAAAAAACCACUGAAAUGCCAGAAGCAGUACACAUCAUUGAGACAAUCUCCGAUGAAGGCAAACCCAAAAAGAGGACGAUACGCACACGUGUCAUAAAAAGGAUCAAAGGUGGCAAACAAGAAGUCACAAAGAUCGAAACUGUUGAAGAAGAUGACAAACAACCAGAAACCACAGUCACAGUUGAAGAAACACCUGUCGAAGAAGCACCUGAGGAAGUUAAAGAAAUGCCCGAAGAGGUGCGUGUGGUUGAGACCAUCUCCGAAGACGGUAAACCAAAGAAGAAGAAGAUCCGUACACGAGUAAUCAAGAAGGUCAAGGGUGGCAAACAAGAAGUCACUAAGAUCGAAACCGUUGAAGAAGAUGACAAACAGCCAGAAACCACAGUCACAGUUGAAGAAACACCUGUUGAAGAAGCACCCGAGGAGGUUAGAGAAAUGCCCGAAGAGGUGCGUGUGGUAGAGACCAUCUCCGAAGACGGUAAACCAAAGAAGAAGAAGAUCCGUACACGAGUAAUCAAGAAGGUCAAGGGUGGCAAACAAGAAGUCACGAAGAUCGAAACUGUUGAAGAAGAUGACAAACAACCAGAAACCACAGUCACAGUUGAAGAAACACCUGUUGAAGAAGCACCUGAGGAGGUUAGAGAAAUGCCCGAAGAGGUGCGUGUGGUAGAGACCAUCUCCGAAGACGGUAAACCAAAGAAGAAGAAGAUCCGUACACGAGUAAUCAAGAAGGUCAAGGGUGGUAAACAAGAAGUCACAAAGAUUGAAACCGUUGAAGAAGAUGACAAACAACCAGAAACCACAGUCACAGUUGAAGAAACACCUGUUGAAGAAGCACCCGAGGAGGUUAGAGAAAUGCCCGAAGAGGUGCGUGUGGUAGAGACCAUCUCCGAAGACGGUAAACCAAAGAAGAAGAAGAUCCGUACACGAGUAAUCAAGAAGGUCAAGGGUGAUAAACAAGAAGUCACAAAGAUCGAAACUGUUGAAGAAGAUGACAAACAACCAGAAACCACAGUCACAGUUGAAGAAACACCUGUUGAAAAAGCACCUGAGGAAGUUAGAGAAAUGCCCGAAGAGGUGCGUGUGGUAGAGACCAUCUCCGAAGACGGUAAACCAAAGAAGAAGAAGAUCCGUACACGAGUAAUAAAGAAGAUCAAGGGUGGCAAACAAGAAGUCACUAAGAUCGAAACCGUUGAAGAAGAUGACAAACAGCCAGAAACCACAGUCACAGUUGAAGAAACACCUGUUGAAGAAGCACCCGAGGAGGUUAGAGAAAUGCCCGAAGAGGUGCGUGUGGUUGAGACCAUCUCCGAAGACGGUAAACCAAAGAAGAAGAAGAUCCGUACACGAGUAAUAAAGAAGGUCAAGGGUGGCAAACAAGAAGUCACAAAGAUCGAAACCGUUGAAGAAGAUGACAAACAGCCAGAAACCACAGUCACAGUUGAAGAAACACCUGUUGAAGAAGCACCCGAGGAGGUUAGAGAAAUGCCCGAAGAGGUGCGUGUGGUAGAGACCAUCUCCGAAGACGGUAAACCAAAGAAAAAGAAAAUACGCACACGAGUAAUCAAGAAGGUCAAGGGUGGUAAACAAGAAGUCACAAAGAUCGAAACCGUUGAAGAAGAUGACAAACAACCAGAAACCACAGUCACAGUUGAAGAAACACCUGUUGAAGAAGCACCCGAGGAGGUUAGAGAAAUGCCCGAAGAGGUGCGUGUGGUAGAGACCAUCUCCGAAGACGGUAAACCAAAGAAGAAGAAGAUCCGUACACGAGUAAUAAAGAAGGUCAAGGGUGGCAAACAAGAAGUCACUAAGAUCGAAACCGUUGAAGAAGAUGACAAACAGCCAGAAACCACAGUCACAGUUGAAGAAACACCUGUUGAAGAAGCACCCGAGGAGGUUAGAGAAAUGCCCGAAGAGGUGCGUGUGGUAGAGACCAUCUCCGAAGACGGUAAACCAAAGAAGAAGAAGAUCCGUACACGAGUAAUCAAGAAGGUCAAGGGUGAUAAACAAGAAGUCACGAAGAUCGAAACUGUUGAAGAAGAUGACAAACAACCAGAAACCACAGUCACAGUUGAAGAAACACCUGUCGAAGAAGCACCUGAGGAAGUUAAAGAAAUGCCCGAAGAGGUGCGUGUGGUUGAGACCAUCUCCGAAGACGGUAAACCAAAGAAAAAGAAGAUACGCACACGAGUAAUCAAGAAGGUCAAGGGUGAUAAACAAGAAGUCACGAAGAUCGAAACUGUUGAAGAAGAUGACAAACAACCAGAAACCACAGUCACAGUUGAAGAAACACCUGUUGAAGAAGCACCCGAGGAGGUUAGAGAAAUGCCCGAAGAGGUGCGCGUGGUAGAGACCAUCUCCGAAGACGGUAAACCAAAGAAGAAAAAGAUCCGCACACGAGUAAUCAAGAAGGUCAAGGGUGGUAAACAAGAAGUCACAAAGAUCGAAACCGUUGAAGAAGAUGACAAACAACCAGAAACCACAGUCACAGUUGAAGAAACACCUGUUGAAGAAGCACCCGAGGAGGUUAGAGAAAUGCCCGAAGAGGUGCGUGUGGUUGAGACCAUCUCCGAAGACGGUAAACCAAAGAAAAAGAAGAUACGCACACGAGUAAUCAAGAAGGUCAAGGGUGAUAAACAAGAAGUCACGAAGAUCGAAACUGUUGAAGAAGAUGACAAACAACCAGAAACCACAGUCACAGUUGAAGAAACACCUGUUGAAGAAGCACCUGAGGAAGUUAGAGAAAUGCCCGAAGAGGUGCGUGUGGUAGAGACCAUCUCCGAAGACGGUAAACCAAAGAAGAAGAAGAUCCGUACACGAGUAAUCAAGAAGGUCAAGGGUGGCAAACAAGAAGUCACUAAGAUCGAAACCGUUGAAGAAGAUGACAAACAGCCAGAAACCACAGUCACAGUUGAAGAAACACCUGUUGAAGAAGCACCUGAGGAAGUUAGAGAAAUGCCCGAAGAGGUGCGUGUGGUAGAGACCAUCUCCGAAGACGGUAAACCAAAGAAGAAAAAGAUCCGUACACGAGUAAUCAAGAAGGUCAAGGGUGGUAAACAAGAAGUCACAAAGAUCGAAACCGUUGAAGAAGAUGACAAACAGCCAGAAACCACAGUCACAGUUGAAGAAACACCUGUUGAAGAAGCACCGGAGGAGGUUAGAGAAAUGCCCGAAGAGGUGCGUGUGGUAGAGACCAUCUCCGAAGACGGUAAACCAAAGAAGAAAAAGAUCCGUACACGAGUAAUCAAGAAGGUCAAGGGUGGUAAACAAGAAGUCACAAAGAUCGAAACCGUUGAAGAAGAUGACAAACAACCAGAAACCACAGUCACAGUUGAAGAAACACCUGUUGAAGAAGCACCUGAGGAAGUUAGAGAAAUGCCCGAAGAGGUGCGCGUGGUAGAGACCAUCUCCGAAGACGGUAAACCAAAGAAGAAAAAGAUCCGUACACGAGUAAUCAAGAAGGUCAAGGGUGGUAAACAAGAAGUCACAAAGAUCGAAACCGUUGAAGAAGAUGACAAACAACCAGAAACCACAGUCACAGUUGAAGAAACACCUGUUGAAGAAGCACCUGAGGAGGUUAGAGAAAUGCCCGAAGAGGUGCGUGUGGUAGAGACCAUCUCCGAAGACGGUAAACCAAAGAAGAAGAAGAUACGUACUCGUGUGAUUAAGAAGGUCAAGGGUGAUAAACAAGAAGUCACGAAGAUCGAAACCGUUGAGGAAGACGACAAACAACCAGAAACCACAGUCACAGUUGAAGAAACUCCUGUUGAAGUAGUACCCGAGGAGGUUAGAGAAAUGCCCGAAGAGGUGCGUGUGGUAGAGACCAUCUCCGAAGACGGUAAACCAAAGAAGAAGAAGAUCCGUACACGAGUAAUCAAGAAGGUCAAGGGUGGCAAACAAGAAGUCACUAAGAUCGAAACCGUUGAAGAAGAUGACAAACAGCCAGAAACCACAGUCACAGUUGAAGAAACACCUGUUGAAGAAGCACCCGAGGAGGUUAGAGAAAUGCCCGAAGAGGUGCGUGUGGUAGAGACCAUCUCCGAAGACGGUAAGCCAAAGAAGAAGAAGAUCCGUACACGAGUAAUCAAGAAGGUCAAAGGUGGCAAACAAGAAGUCACGAAGAUCGAAACUGUUGAAGAAGAUGACAAACAACCAGAAACCACAGUCACAGUUGAAGAAACACCUGUCGAAGAAGCACCCGAGGAGGUUAGGGAAAUGCCCGAAGAGGUGCGUGUGGUUGAGACCAUCUCUGAAGACGGUAAACCAAAGAAGAAGAAGAUCCGCACACGAGUAAUCAAGAAGGUCAAGGGUGAUAAACAAGAAGUCACAAAGAUCGAAACUGUUGAAGAAGACGACAAACAACCAGAAACCACAGUCACAGUUGAAGAAACACCUGUUGAAGAAGCACCUGAGGAAGUAAGAGAAAUGCCCGAAGAGGUGCGUGUGGUUGAGACCAUCUCCGAAGACGGUAAACCAAAGAAGAAGAAGAUCCGUACACGAGUAAUCAAGAAGGUCAAGGGUGGCAAACAAGAAGUCACAAAGAUCGAAACCGUUGAAGAAGAUGACAAACAGCCAGAAACCACAGUCACAGUUGAAGAAACACCUGUUGAAGAAGCACCGGAGGAGGUUAGAGAAAUGCCCGAAGAGGUGCGUGUGGUUGAGACCAUCUCCGAAGACGGUAAACCAAAGAAAAAGAAGAUACGCACACGAGUAAUCAAGAAGGUCAAGGGUGGCAAACAAGAAGUCACAAAGAUCGAAACCGUUGAAGAAGAUGACAAACAGCCAGAAACCACAGUCACAGUUGAAGAAACACCUGUUGAAGAAGCACCCGAGGAGGUUAAAGAAAUGCCCGAAGAGGUGCGUGUGGUUGAGACCAUCUCCGAAGAUGGUAAACCGAAGAAGAAAAAGAUCCGUACACGAGUAAUCAAGAAGGUCAAGGACGGUAAACAAGAAGUCACAAAGAUCGAAACCGUUGAAGAAGAUGACAAACAACCAGAAACCACAAUCACAGUUGAAGAAACACCUGUUGAAGAAGCACCGGAGGAGGUUAGAGAAAUGCCCGAAGAGGUGCGUGUGGUUGAGACCAUCUCCGAAGACGGUAAACCAAAGAAAAAGAAGAUACGCACACGAGUAAUCAAGAAGGUCAAGGGUGGCAAACAAGAAGUCACAAAGAUCGAAACCGUUGAAGAAGAUGACAAACAGCCAGAAACCACAGUCACAGUUGAAGAAACACCUGUUGAAGAAGCACCGGAGGAGGUUAGAGAAAUGCCCGAAGAGGUGCGUGUGGUUGAGACCAUCUCCGAAGACGGUAAACCAAAGAAGAAAAAGAUCCGUACACGAGUAAUCAAGAAGGUCAAGGGUGGUAAACAAGAAGUCACAAAGAUCGAAACCGUUGAAGAAGAUGACAAACAGCCAGAAACCACAGUCACAGUUGAAGAAACACCUGUUGAAGAAGCACCUGAAGAAGUUAGAGAAAUGCCGGAAGAGGUGCGUGUGGUUGAGACCAUCUCAGAAGACGGUAAACCAAAGAAGAGGAGGAUCCGUACACGAGUAAUCAAGAAGAUCAAGGGUGGUAAACAAGAAGUCACAAAGAUCGAAACCGUUGAAGAAGAUGACAAACAGCCAGAAACCACAGUCACAGUUGAAGAAACACCUGUUGAAGAAGCACCUGAGGAAGUUAGAGAAAUGCCCGAAGAGGUGCGUGUGGUAGAGACCAUCUCCGAAGACGGUAAACCAAAGAAGAAGAAGAUACGUACUCGUGUGAUUAAGAAGGUCAAGGGUGAUAAACAAGAAGUCACGAAGAUCGAAACCGUUGAGGAAGACGACAAACAACCAGAAACCACGGUCGCAGUUGAAGAAACUCCUGUUGAAGUAGUACCCGAGGAGGUUAGAGAAAUGCCCGAAGAGGUGCGCGUGGUUGAGACCAUCUCCGAAGACGGUAAACCAAAGAGGAAGAAGAUACGCACACGAGUAAUCAAGAAGGUCAAGGGUGCCAAACAAGAAGUCACUAAGAUCGAAACCGUUGAAGAAGAUGACAAACAGCCAGAAACCACAGUCACAGUUGAAGAAACUGCUGUUGAAGAAGCACCUGAAGAAGUUAGAGAAAUGCCCGAAGAGGUGCGUGUGGUUGAGACCAUCUCCGAAGACGGUAAACCAAAGAAGAAGAAGAUACGCACACGAGUAAUCAAGAAGGUCAAGGGUGGUAAACAAGAAGUCACUAAGAUCGAAACCGUUGAAGAAGAUGACAAACAGCCAGAAACCACAGUCACAGUUGAAGAAACUGCUGUUGAAGAAGCACCUGAAGAAGUUAGAGAAAUGCCCGAAGAGGUGCGUGUGGUUGAGACCAUCUCCGAAGACGGUAAACCAAAGAAGAAGAAGAUACGCACUCGUGUGAUUAAGAAGGUCAAGGGUGAUAAACAAGAAGUGACUAAGAUCGAAACCGUUGAGGAAGAUGAUAAGCAACCUGAAACCACAGUCACGAUUGAAGAGACUCCUGUUGAGGAAGCACCUGAAGAAGUUAGAGAAAUGCCCGAAGAGGUGCGUGUGGUUGAGACCAUCUCCGAAGACGGUAAACCAAAGAAGAAGAAGAUACGCACUCGUGUGAUUAAGAAGGUCAAGGGUGAUAAGCAAGAAGUGACUAAGAUCGAAACCGUUGAGGAAGAUGAUAAGCAACCUGAAACCACAGUCACGAUUGAAGAGACUCCUGUUGAGGAAGCACCCGAGGAAGUUAGAGAACUGCCCGAAGAGGUGCGUGUGGUUGAGACCAUCUCCGAAGACGGUAAACCAAAGAAGAAAAAGAUACGCACUCGUGUGAUUAAGAAGGUCAAGGGAGAUAUGCAAGAAGUCACUAAGAUCGAAACCGUUGAGGAAGAUGAUAAGCAACCUGAAACCACAGUCACGAUUGAAGAGACUCCUAUUGAGGAAGCACCCGAGGAAGUUAGAGAACUGCCCGAAGAGGUGCGUGUGGUUGAGACCAUCUCCGAAGACGGUAAACCAAAGAAGAAGAAGAUACGUACUCGUGUGAUUAAGAAGGUCAAGGGUGAUAAACAAGAAGUCACUAAGAUCGAAACCAUUGAGGAAGAUGAUAAGCAACCUGAAACCACAGUCACGAUUGAAGAGACUCCUGUUGAGGAAGCACCUGAAGAAGUUAGAGAAAUGCCCGAAGAGGUGCGUGUGGUUGAGACCAUCUCCGAAGACGGUAAACCAAAGAAGAAGAAGAUACGCACUCGUGUGAUUAAGAAGGUCAAGGGUGAUAAGCAAGAAGUGACUAAGAUCGAAACCGUUGAGGAAGAUGAUAAGCAACCUGAAACCACAGUCACGAUUGAAGAGACUCCUGUUGAGGAAGCACCUGAAGAAGUUAGAGAAAUGCCCGAAGAGGUGCGUGUGGUUGAGACCAUCUCCGAAGACGGUAAACCAAAGAAGAAAAAGAUACGCACUCGUGUGAUUAAGAAGGUCAAGGGUGAUAAGCAAGAAGUGACUAAGAUCGAAACCGUUGAGGAAGAUGAUAAGCAACCUGAAACCACAGUCACGAUUGAAGAGACUCCUAUUGAGGAAGCACCCGAGGAAGUUAGAGAACUGCCCGAAGAGGUGCGUGUGGUUGAGACCAUCUCUGAAGACGGUAAACCAAAGAAGAAAAAGAUACGCACUCGUGUGAUUAAGAAGGUCAAGGGUGAUAAGCAAGAAGUGACUAAGAUCGAAACCGUUGAGGAAGAUGAUAAGCAACCUGAAACCACAGUCACGAUUGAAGAGACUCCUGUUGAGGAAGCACCCGAGGAAGUUAGAGAAAUGCCCGAAGAGGUGCGUGUGGUUGAGACCAUCUCCGAAGACGGUAAACCAAAGAAGAAAAAGAUUCGCACUCGGGUUAUUAAGAAGGUCAAGGGUGAUAAACAAGAAGUCACGAAGAUCGAAACCGUUGAGGAAGAUGAUAAGCAACCUGAAACCACAGUCACGAUUGAAGAGACUCCUGUUGAGGAAGCACCCGAAGAAGUUAGAGAAAUGCCCGAAGAGGUGCGUGUGGUUGAGACCAUCUCCGAAGACGGUAAACCAAAGAAGAAAAAGAUUCGCACUCGGGUUAUUAAGAAGGUCAAGGGUGAUAAACAAGAAGUCACGAAGAUCGAAACCGUUGAGGAAGAUGAUAAGCAACCUGAAACCACCGUCACGAUUGAAGAGACUCCUAUUGAGGAAGCACCCGAGGAAGUUAGAGAAAUGCCCGAAGAGGUGCGUGUGGUUGAGACCAUCUCCGAAGACGGUAAACCGAAGAAGAAGAAGAUACGCACUCGUGUUAUUAAGAAGGUUAAGGGUGAUAAGCAAGAAGUGACUAAGAUCGAAACCGUUGAGGAAGAUGAUAAGCAACCUGAAACCACCGUCACGAUUGAAGAGACUCCUAUUGAGGAAGCACCCGAGGAAGUUAGAGAAAUGCCCGAAGAAGUGCGUGUGGUUGAGACCAUCUCCGAAGACGGUAAACCAAAGAAGAAGAAGAUUCGCACUCGGGUUAUUAAGAAGGUCAAGGGUGAUAAACAAGAAGUGACUAAGAUCGAAACCGUUGAGGAAGAUGAUAAGCAACCUGAAACCACAGUCACGAUUGAAGAGACUCCUGUUGAGGAAGCACCUGAAGAAGUUAGAGAAAUGCCCGAAGAGGUGCGUGUGGUUGAGACCAUCUCUGAAGACGGUAAACCAAAGAAGAAAAAGAUACGCACUCGUGUGAUUAAGAAGGUCAAGGGUGAUAAGCAAGAAGUGACUAAGAUCGAAACCGUUGAGGAAGAUGAUAAGCAACCUGAAACCACAGUCACGAUUGAAGAGACUCCUAUUGAGGAAGCACCCGAGGAAGUUAGAGAAAUGCCCGAAGAGGUGCGUGUGGUUGAGACCAUCUCCGAAGACGGUAAACCAAAGAAGAAGAAGAUUCGCACUCGGGUUAUUAAGAAGGUCAAGGGUGAUAAACAAGAAGUGACUAAGAUCGAAACCGUUGAGGAAGAUGAUAAGCAACCUAAAACCACCGUCACGAUUGAAGAGACUCCUAUUGAGGAAGCACCUGAAGAAGUUAGAGAAAUGCCCGAAGAGGUGCGUGUGGUUGAGACCAUCUCUGAAGACGGUAAACCAAAGAAGAAAAAGAUACGCACUCGUGUGAUUAAGAAGGUUAAGGGUGAUAAGCAAGAAGUGACUAAGAUCGAAACCGUUGAGGAAGAUGAUAAGCAACCUGAAACCACCGUCACGAUUGAAGAGACUCCUAUUGAGGAAGCACCCGAGGAAGUUAGAGAACUGCCCGAAGAGGUGCGUGUGGUUGAGACCAUCUCUGAAGACGGUAAACCAAAGAAGAAAAAGAUACGCACUCGUGUGAUUAAGAAGGUCAAGGGUGAUAAGCAAGAAGUGACUAAGAUCGAAACCGUUGAGGAAGAUGAUAAGCAACCUGAAACCACAGUCACGAUUGAAGAGACUCCUAUUGAGGAAGCACCCGAGGAAGUUAGAGAAAUGCCCGAAGAGGUGCGUGUGGUUGAGACCAUCUCCGAAGACGGUAAACCGAAGAAGAAGAAGAUACGCACUCGUGUUAUUAAGAAGGUUAAGGGUGAUAAGCAAGAAGUCACUAAGAUCGAAACUGUUGAAGAAGAUGAUAAGCAACCUGAAACCACCGUCACGAUUGAAGAGACUCCUAUUGAGGAAGCACCCGAGGAAGUUAGAGAAAUGCCCGAAGAAGUGCGUGUGGUUGAGACCAUCUCCGAAGAUGGUAAACCAAAGAAGAAGAAGAUACGCACUCGUGUGAUUAAGAAGGUCAAGGGUGAUAAGCAAGAAGUGACUAAGAUCGAAACCGUUGAGGAAGAUGAUAAGCAACCUGAAACCACAGUCACGAUUGAAGAGACUCCUAUUGAGGAAGCACCCGAGGAAGUUAGAGAAAUGCCCGAAGAGGUGCGUGUGGUUGAGACCAUCUCCGAAGACGGUAAACCGAAGAAGAAGAAGAUACGCACUCGUGUUAUUAAGAAGGUUAAGGGUGAUAAGCAAGAAGUCACUAAGAUCGAAACUGUUGAAGAAGAUGAAAAGCAGCCUAAAACCACUAUUAUUGUUGAAGAAACUCCAUUCGAGACCGUUGAAGAAAUGCCCGAAGAUGUGCGUGUGGUUGAGACCAUCUCCGAAGAUGGUAAACCAAAGAAGAAGAAGAUACGCACUCGUGUGAUUAAGAAGGUCAAGGGUGAUAAACAAGAAGUCACGAAGAUCGAAACCGUUGAGGAAGAUGAUAAGCAACCUGAAACCACCGUCACGAUUGAAGAGACUCCUGUUGAGGAAGCAGCUGAAGAAGUUAGAGAAAUGCCCGAAGAGGUGCGUGUGGUAGAGACCAUCUCCGAAGACGGUAAACCAAAGAAGAAGAAGAUCCGUACACGAGUAAUCAAGAAGGUCAAGGGUGGUAAACAAGAAGUCACAAAGAUUGAAACCGUUGAAGAAGAUGACAAACAACCAGAAACCACAGUCACAGUUGAAGAGACUCCUGUUGAGGAAACACCCGAGGAAGUUCGAGAAAUGCCCGAAGAGGUGCGUGUGGUUGAGACCAUCUCUGAAGACGGUAAACCGAAGAAGAAGAAGAUACGCACACGUGUUAUUAAAAAAGUCAAGGGUGAUAAAGAGGAAAUCACCAAGAUCGAAACCGUUGAAGAAGAGGAUAAACAACCGGAAACAACUGUCAGUAUUGAAGAAAAACCGUUUGUCGAAACAAUAUCACAAGCACGUUUAAAGAAAAGAAUUCGUGUGCAGAAACCCACCGACGAAGUAUCUAUCGUAGAGAUGCCAGAACAAAAAACGAUUGUCAUGUCAGAAAAGGAAGAUGGCACUCCGACAAAAAAAGUAAUUAAAACCAAAAUUAUUAAGAAAAUUGACGGACCAAAAAUGGAGAUUACAAAAGUUGAAACCAUAGAAGAAUUUGAAAAAAUGCCUGUAACUAAAGUGACUGUACAAGAAUACGAUGAGCCCUUCCCGGAGGAGCAGCCAACAAGUGAAACUGUUGCGCCGACACCAAUGCAAGAGUUGCCGGAGGAGAUUAUUGUCUCGGAGAUUAUAGAUAAAAAUAGAAAACCCAAACAAAAAGUAACCAAAACGAGAACAUUUAAGAAAGAAGUAUCGCCAGAACCUGAAUUUUAUCAAAUCCAAACAAUUGAGGAAGAAGGCAAAGAACCCUAUUCGCUUAUACGUGUCGUUAGUGAUGAUAGCAUUGCUGAUAUAAUCGAUAUUAGUCAAUUAGACGAUGAAAAGACACCAAAAGAAAAGACACCGAAACAAAAGAAAACCAAAACACUACACAAAACCAAGGAGGAAAAACCCACACCCGAACACUUAACAACGGAAAAACCAGUUUUCGUUACUACAUUCAAAUCGGUACAAAAUGAAGACGGCGAAACAGUUAUUGAAACAGAAAGUAAGAAAAUAACUGAGGAGGAAGGCAUCGUCAUCGAAGAAGUUCUUAGCGAUACCGAGCCAGUUAUAUAUGAUGAUCAGACUGCCUUAAAGAAUGUUGAAAUUGUAGAAGUCGACGGAUACACAGACCAAGAUAGCAAAGAGUACACAAUAACAGAACCAGAUGAUGUCCUUGAAGGCAUUACACAAACACCAGAUACAGAUAAGAAAACGAAACAUAAGAUUAAGAAACAACAGAAAACUACACAUAAACCAUUUGAAAAUAUCGACGAAGCACCCGAAGAAGUGAUUAUAGAGUAUAUGCCUGAAGAGGUCUACGAAGUGGAACGACCGGUUGAAGUGGUUGUGGUCGAAGACGAAGAAAAAGAAACGAUUGUGGUUGAACCCAAAAUAACAGUGGUUAAAAAGCGUAAGAUUAAAAAGAAGAUCGACGGUCGUGAACAGGUUAUUGAAGUGGUUACUAAACAAGAAGAAGGUAAGGAAGAAGAGAGUACAGUGGUUGUACAUUCGGAAGAUGAUGAGCAACCGGAAGAUAUACAACCGACAGUACAACAAGUUAAAAUCGUUGAAGAGUUGGUUGAUACACCGCAGGCAAAGGUUGAUGAAAAGCCGUCAAUGAGGAAGAAACGUAAGCCGAAAAAGGUGGUGAAAAAGGAUGAUCUGGAUGAAUAUAUACAAUUCCUAAUAGAACAAGAAAUACCCAAAACUGUGCUACAAGAAUAUAAGCGUACGGAAUUGGAGCAGCCACAGAAGGCGCGUAGCGAUACAACGCCUGCGCCGAAACCCAUAAAAUUGGUGCCAAUGAAAAUCGAAAGUGUUGAGGUCAAAAAAUCGGAGAGGCUUGAAAUUACAUCAGUAGCAGAAUUUCCGCAAAUGUUGAAAUUAAGGAAACCGAAACAGAAACCUAAAGAAGAGAAGCCAAAGAAAGAAACAGCAGCUUUUAAGAAUUUCAAAUUGAAAAGCUGGAUCAAUUUCAUACCAUUUGCACCGUAUUGCUUUAAGCCUACUAUAACCGAGUUGGAGCCGAUACGCGGCUGCGGUGAAUUAUCGCGAAAUAUGGAAGAAGCAAUGGGUGUUAUUAAAAAGCGACGCGUUAAAGUGAAACACAGCGAGAAACCUGAAAAGGAAUUGGAAACAUUGGAUCUCGAAACAUAUGAGGACACGAAAGUGGAAGAGGAAAAACAACCUGAAAAGGUGGAGAAAUAUAAACGACCAAAGAAGGUGACAAAGGAACAAACUGCUGACGAGCCGAAGAAGCUAAAAAUAGGCAAAGGAAAAGUGCCCGAGAGUGCGGAUGACAUUGAGCAGAUUACUUUGAAACCAAUAUCAAAGGAUGUAAUCGAAGAUAUUGAAGAAGAAAUACCCGAAAAGCCAACGGAAGAGAAACCAAAGCGGAAGAAGAGAGGUCGUAAGCCGGGUGUUGGUGAUACUUCCAUACAAUUCGAACCACAAGAUUUUGAUGAAGUGGAAUUUGGUGAAGAACAGGUUUCAGAGGGAACGGAUACAUCACAACCGGAAACUGAUCAAGCACAAGAUAAACCUAGAUACAAACGCAAGAAAAAGACAACGCCGCAACCAGAGACAAUAAAAUAUCCUAUCAAACCGCAACAACCAAAAGAAACGGAAGAUGCUCCACAACAGGAAUUGAAAUUGCGUAAAUCACAAGGUGAUAAACCUGAUGUUGAGGAAGAAGGUAUUAAGCUGAAGCCAUACCAUAAAAUUGAAAUACUCGAAUUCGCACCAGAGGACGUUGAACAGCCGGAGGCACCGGAAGCGCCGAUAGUGGUUAAGAAACGUACAAAGAAGAUACGUAAAAUUAAACAAGAAACUCCUGCUGAGGAAAAUAUAAUAGAAAUCAUUGAAAUACCAGCGGCGAAUGAAGAAGAUCAACCAACAUAUGAAGUUACGGUAACGACAACAUAUAUCAGUGAAUCCACUGAGAAGCGCGUAAAGCCUAAAACAUUGAAAAAGAAACGUGUCAAGCUAAUGAAGGAGGAUGAACUCGAUGACUUUAUCGCCGAUUUGACGGAAGCGCCAGAAGAUAAGCUUUAUGAUUUCAAUACGGUGGACUUUUACGAGAUUAAAAUACAAGAACUACAGCCAGAAUUCAUUGAGGAAACUAUUGUAAAGGAUGAUGGCAAAACUAAAACAGAAAUACGCAAAAAGCGUAAGCUACUACAUAAGAAGGGCGACGAGGAACAAGUGAUCGAAAUUGUCGAAACGACCGAAACAACGCCGGAUUCAAAGGAAACUGUUUACGAAGUGCUCGUUGUGGAUACCGAAGAAGCGCCGUCCUUUGAUUCAACAGCAGAAAAACCGAAAAAGAAAAAAUCGAAGAAGCUGAAAAAGGAUGAACUGGAUGAAUAUAUACAAAAGCUAAUAAACGCCGAAAUUACCAAAACUGAACUGGAAAGGUAUGAGAAAAUCGAUGUGGACGGCAAACCUAAAAAGCCAAAGAAAACAAAGAAGGUGCCACAAAAAGCGAUGCUUGAAAUACCGGACACUUUGGAAGUUGACGUUGUAGAGUCUGCACCAAAGGAAGCACCAAAGCAGAAAAAACCGAAAAAGAAAAUAGUGCCUUUGGAAGAACAGCCGACAGAAGAAACGCCAGAGAUGCCAGCGGCUGAAUUUUCAGUUGAGGUUAAAGACACUAUGCCCAGCAAAACAGAAAAAGAGGAUAUUGUGAGAGAAAUCAUAACGGCAGAAGAACUUCCAACAGUGCCAGAAAAGGCCACAGAUGAUGUGGUAAGCAUUGUAGAAAUCUCUGAAAAUGUUGAGGUCGUCACAAAAGAAGAACCAAGUGGUGAAAUUAAAGAAGAAACGGUCACAAAACGUAAAUUUAAGAAGAAGAAGGGUGGCAAGAUCUACACUGUAGAAGUUAUUGAAACUCAGGCCAAGGAUGAACCUGAAGCCGAAGUAACUGUAAUAACAACAGAAGAUGUGGAGAAAACAGCAACACCACAGCCAGAAACACCAAAACGUGUGCCUAAGAAAACGACUAAGAAAGUCAAAAAGGAAGAACUUAGGGAUUACGUCAUGAAGGUUGUAGAAGAAAUGCCAGAAGAAUUUGCAGUGCAGCCUAAAGAAUAUGAAGAAAUUCCGGAACAAGUUGAAAAACCGGUAGAUGAAGAUGUUUUCUUCAGAACUACUAUAGUAGAAGAAACAGGCGAUGAAACGGAAAAACCAAUAGCUGACGAUAUUUCUCCUAUUAAAGAAGGUGUCGAAGAGAAAAAGAAGAAACCGAAGAAGCCAAAACAAUACAAAAUUACGGAGACACAGCCAGUCACUCAAGAGGAAUUACCACAAAAGAUAGAAAUACAAUCUGAAGAGGAAAUCGACAUUAAGGAAGCUCCUAUCAUAGAUGACUAUGCCAUUGAUGUGCAAGAAAAGGAUGUAAGGAAGAUAAAGAAAGUGAAACGUGUCAAACCGAAAGAAGAGCAAAAGAUCGAAGAAUAUGUGGUAAGAAUUGAAGAAUCGCUGCCCGAAGUUACGACCACAGAAAUCGUUGACGAACAGGGAGAGAUUACGAAACAGACAACAACAAAACGCCGCCUCAAAAAGAAGGAAGGUCCCAAAGAGUAUGUCAUUGAAGUAGUGGAAACAUUUGAAGAAAAUAAGCCCGAGGAAGUUGAAAUUACCGUCUCAACAACAGAAGUUACACCAACUGAUUUAACGGAACCUGCAGUGGAACAAACUAAAGUUACUAAGAAGAUGAAAAAGAAGAAAUCGCCAAAAGACAAUUUCGACGAGUACUUGCAGCAGUUAAUAGAACAGGAAAUAACGAAAACGGAAUUGGAAGAAUUUACACCAAUCGAAUUUGGUAAAACACCAAAGAAACCUAAAAAGAAAACUAAACAUCACAAGAAAACAGUUGAAGUCGUGGAUGGAGCAGCUGUUACAAUACAUGAAUUCAACGUAGAAGAAAUACCCAGCGAAAAGGAGGAAGAAAUUGAAGAACCAAUCGCUGAGGUGGUGAUCGAAGAAGAGCAACCAGCACCGCAAGAUUAUCAAGAUUACAGAAUUGGUGUGACUGAUGAACAAGUCGAGCCAAUGAAAUUCGAUGACACAAUAACGGAAGAACGUCCCACUAAAGUUAAAAAACCAAAGAAACUCAAAACUACAGUAAUUGAAGAAGCUCCUGUUACUUUGGAAGAAAUUGAACAAACCGUUGCAACGGUCAAGGAGACCGAUGAAACUGGUGAAGUCAAAGAAAAAACAGUUACUAAACGUAAAGUCAAACGUAAACAAGGACCCAAAGAGUUUGUAUUCGAAAUAUCGGAAAUAAGUGAAGGAGCAGAUCAACCUAUAGCCGAAAUAACAAUUGUGCAAGUAGACGAGACUCCUGUAACUGUUGAUGAAGAAAAACCAGCUAAGCCAAUUAAAAGGAUAGUAAAGAAACCAAAACAUGUACCAAAGGAAGAUAUACAGAACUAUUUAGUGAAUGUCAUCGAUGAAUUCGUAGAACGUGAAAUAGUCGCCGAAAAUGAGGAAGAAAUUGUCGAAGCACCAACGGAUGACGUCAAGAAACGUAUUCCUAAACCCAAAAAGCAUAAAGUCAAAGUCACAGAAGAAGAUGUACAGCCAGUUGAGGAUGUACCUGAGGAUCAAGUUGCUUUGGUAGAGGAAAACACUGAAACAGUUGAUAAAACGACGGACGAAUACCAAAUUGGUGUUACCGAGUCGACAGUGUCUGAAAAGCCCACCAAAAAGACUACGAAGAAAAUUAAGAAACAGAAAUCAGAUAUACAAAAACCAGAUGAAGAAUCACCAGAUUUUAUGGUACGCGUCUCAUCGUUUGAAGAAGCCCCCGAAAAUAUUGUACGUGAGGGGCAAGUAACCGAAACUCAGCCAGAAGAAACACAACCUGUGGACGAUUAUAAUAUUGUUGUAGAAGAAAUUGAAACUACAGAAGAUGUACAGGAAAUUGUCGAUGAAGGUGGUGAAAAAGUAAAACAGACAACGAAGAAACGUAAGAUAAAGAAAACCGUUGGCCCGAAAGAAGAAAUCAUAGAAAUAAUUGAGACACAAUUAGACAACUCACCACUUUCUGAGGUUACCGUAAUAGUGCAAGAGGUAGAAACAGUACCCGAUUCCAAGGAGGAAGAUAAACCACAAGUUAAGAAGCCAAAGAAAACAAAGACGGUUAAAAAAGAUGAUCUUAUGGAGUAUAUCUAUAAACUAAUUGAAGAAGAUAUACCAAAAACUGAAUUGGAGAAAUAUGAGAGAGUCGACUUGGAGGAACCAAUAAAAUUGAAAAAGAAGAAGAAGCCCGAAAAGAAAGUCACUGUAAAAGAAGAAGAACCUAUAAAGGAGCAACCUGAAUCUUUUGAAAUCGACGUUACGGAUGUUGAAGAGGUGAAGGCGAAGAAACCAAGAAAGAAACCAUCCAAAGAUGUAGUAGUUAAGGAAGAGGAUGUAUCAUUACCGCAACCAGAUGAGGAAAUGUCUGUAACGCUGAUUGAAGAAGAUAUUCCUAAAAAACCAAAGAAGAGCAAGAAAUUACCUGUCUCUGUUACGGAAACUGCACCACAGGAAGAUAUUGAUGAAGAAUACAAAAUAGAAAUCAUCGAGGAGACUGUCGAAAAGGAAAAGACGAUCGACGAAAGUGGCGAGGUCAAAGAAAAAAUUGUUAAAAAGAAAAAAGUUAAGCAUACAAAAGGACCGGAAGAAGUGGUACUCGACAUUAUUGAAGUACAUGAUAAGAGUAAUGAUGAAGCUGAAAUCACGGUCAUAGCUACAACGCCCAGCAAGGAUAAAGACACACCACAAGAGGUAAAAGUUAAACAAAAGAAAACUAAGAAAUUAAAGACUAAAGAUGUGCCCGAGUAUAUUGCCAAAAUCGUCGAUGAAAUUCCAGCAGAAAUAUUCGAGGAAUACAAACACGAUGAAAUUGAAGAUACUCCAAGAAAACCAGAGAAAAAACCAAAGCAUAAGAUAAAACAAACUGAGGAUGAAGGUGUUAAAGAAGAGGAGAAUUUACAUGAAUUCACUACAAUGGUUGUAGAGGAAGAACCAGUUCAGCCUGAUGUAACUGAAUAUGAGAUCACAACAGUUGAAGAGGAGGCUAAACCAAAGAAAAAGAAACCCACUAAAACGAAAGUAAAAAUAACGGACGAAGGAAAACCUGAAGAGGAGAAACUGGCUGAAGUAACUGUUAAGGAAAGUGAAGUUGAAAAUAUCGAAACCGUACCGGAUUCAUCUGAUAAUAUAAAAAUUGUUGAAGCUGAUAAGACCUCUCCUGAGGAACAGGAAUAUACGGUAACAACUACAGAAGAAGAAUCUAAGCCUAAGAAGAAAAAGCCAACCAAACAAAAAGUUAAGGUAAUUGAGGAGGAUAAAAUUACAGACACACCUUCUGAUACAGUUACUGUGCUAGAGACGGUACCAAAGGAUACCAUUGAGGAAAUUACACAGGAAGAAGAAAUAAAGAUAACAGAAGAACAACCAGUACCUGAAACUAAAGACUUCUCAGUAACAGUGACGGAAGAACAAACACCAAUAAAGAAAAAGAAACCGUCUAAACAGAAAAUUAAAGUUGUUGAGGAGGACAAGCCCGACGAAGUGCCGUCUGAAUCAAUUGCAGUUCAAGAAACGUUACCAAAAGACGUCAGUGAGGAAGCUCCAUCAGAAGAGAUAAAAAUUACGGAAGAACAACCUGCAUCCGAAACUGAAGACUUUGAAGUAACAGCCACAGAAGAGCAUAAGAAACCAAAGAAAAAGAAACCAACGAAAGAAAAGGUUAAAUAUGUUGAAGAGGAUAAGAUUGAGGAUGUACCAUCUGAGGUCAUAACUAUUGUUGAGGAUCAACCUGCUUCUGAUAGUGAAGAGUUCGAAAUAAAACCAACUGAAAAACCAACAAAAUCUAAGAAAAAGAAGCCGACUAAAGAAAAGGUUAAAGUUGUUGAGGAAGAUAAGCCCGAGGACGUACCUUCUGAAAAACUUUCUGUUCAAGAUACACUGCCUGAGGAUGUGAAUGAAGAAACUACCGUUGAAGAAAUAACAAUUAGCGAAGAACAACCUGAGGAUGAAACCAAAGACUUCGAAAUAACUGUAAAGGAAGAACAAAUAAAAUCAAAGAAAAAGAAACCAGCUAAACAAAAAGUUAAAGUGGUCGAAGAGGAGAAACCUGAGGAUAAACCUUCGGAUAUAGUUACAGUUCAUGAAGAAGUACCUAAACCAGUUGAGGAAAUACCAUCAGAAGAAGUAAACAUUGUGGAAGAACAACCAACGUCCGAAGUUGAAGACUUUGAAAUAUCACCAACUGAAAAACAAGAAAAACCGAAGAAAAAGAAACCAACUAAACAGAAAGUUAAAGUGGUUGAAGAGGAGAAACCUGAGGAUAAACCUUCGGAUAUAGUUACAGUUGAUGAAGAAGUACCUAAACCAGUUGAGGAAAUACCAGCGGAGGAAGUAAACAUUGUGGAAGAACAACCAACGUCUGAAGUUGAAGACUUCGAAGUAUCAUCAACUGAAAAACAAGAAAAACCGAAGAAAAAGAAACCAACUAAACAGAAAGUUAAAAGGGUUGAGGAGGAGAAACCUGAGGAUAAACCUUCGGAUAUAGUUACAGUUGAUGAAGAAGUACCUAAACCAGUUGAGGAAAUACCAUCGGAAGAAGUAAACAUUGUGGAAGAACAACCAACGUCCGAAACUGAAGACUUCGAAGUAUCAUCAACUGAAAAACAAGAAAAACCAAAGAAAAAGAAAACUGUCAAACAUAAGGUUAAAGUCAUUGAAGAGGAGAAACCUGAAGAAACACCUGCAGAUAGUGUUGAUGUUGCAGACACUGUGGAAGAAGUUAAGGAUCUACCAAUUACAGAGGUAGAAGAUUUCGAAGUGACAGUAACAGAAGAACAAACAAAAUCAAAAAAAAAGAAGCCCACUAAGCAGAAGGUACAAGUUGAAGAAGAGGUUAAGCCUGAAGAUAUUUCUGAAGAACCAGUACAUGUAGAAGAAAUCGAAACAAAAACUGAAGUUAAAGAAAUUGUCGAUGACAAAGGUGACGUGCAAAAACAAGUAGUAACCAAACGAAAAUUAAAGCGUCAACAGGGACCCAGAGAAGAUGUAAUUGAAAUAAUAGAAGUACAAACCGCUGACCAACCGGAGGCAGAGGUAACCAUCAUUGAAACACAACCAGUCAAGGAAGAAGAAACCACUAAACCUAAAGCACAGAAAAAGAAAGUGAAGAAGGUCAAAAAGGAUGAUUUGCAUGAUUACAUCCAAAAAUUGAUCGAGGAAGAAAUACCCAAAACAGAAUUGGAAAAGUAUGAAAAAAUCGAAUUUGAAACUACACCAAAGAUUAAAAAGGAAAGCGAAGAAAUCGCCGAUGUCACUGUGGAGGAAGAAACACCACAACCAACUACGAAACCAGAGGCGAAGAAAAAACCUAAACCUAAGAAACCACAACAAAGCGUUGAAGAACAACCACUAGCCGAAGUACGUAUUGUAGAACAGCCAACGGACGAUAUCGACGAACCAACAGCACAAAUUAAGGUUAUAGAAACAGAAGAACCAAUUGUUGUUACAGAGGAAACACCAGCUGAAAUUAAAGUCGAAGAGAUAACAGAUCAGAAAGGAGAACCAAUUCAACAAGUCACCACCAAACGUGUACUCAAAAAGAAAGAAAAAGGCAAAAAAGAUGCCACAAUAAACAUAAUAACUGUACAAGAUGAUAGUAGUCCCGAAGCUAUUGUCAUUAUAAGUGAAGAGCCAGAAAUAGCGCCCACAAUCCUCGAAGAAGAACAACCAGAAAAAACUGUACAAACCACAGAACAAAAACCAAAGAAACCUAAAAAGACAAUCAAGAAAAUUAAAAAGGAUGAACUAGAUGAAUAUGUGCAGAAAUUGAUUGAAGAAGAAAUACCGAAAGUAGAACUUGAGCAAUACGAAAAACCAGAUUUGCCAAUUGUAAAGAAACCAAAAGAAAAGAAAGAAACCACUAAACCACAAGACACUGAAGUAGUAGAAAAACCAAAAACACUCGAAGACAUUGAAAAACCAGAAAAACCUAAAAAAUCAAGGAAACCAAUUGAGAAACCCACAAUCACUGAGACCACACAAGUCGAAGAAACACCACUUACAGACACAACAGACGAGGUAGUUACCGUAGUCGAAGAAAUCACUAAACCCAAAACACGUAAACCGCCCAAACAACAACAACAACAACAAGAACAGCCACAAGAAACACAGUUAGAGGACACAGAACCAACAACCACAACAUCGGAAACCACUGAUACAAAACCAAAAACAAUAAAACAUAAGCCAAAAGAACAAAAAAUCACUGAAGAUACAAGAGAAGAAACGGUGGUGCAUAAGGAUUACGAAUUCAGCAUUGUGGAGCAGGAACCAACGAUAAUCGAAGAAGAAGAAGAAGAAGAGGAACGUCCAUUACAGGUGAGGAUCAUCGAAGAAGUGCCCGAGGUAUCGGAUUCCCAUCCGAUUGAAGUGAUAGAAGAGGAGCAGCCAGAGGAGGAGGAAGUAGAAGUGCCCACUGUGGGUGAGCCGGAGAAACCUAAAAAGAAGAAGAAGACUGUAAAGAAGAAAAUCGACGAGCAUGAUCUCAUCAUACAAAAACUAUUGGAACAGGAGAUUGAAAAAACCGAACUUGAGAAAUAUGAGAAAUUCGAGUUUGAGAGGCCAGAAAAGGUUAAGGCCGAAUUUGCCAAUAUUGAGCCACAGAAAAUCAUACGUAAAGAGCAGAAACCAACGAAAUUGGUUAUUGUGGAGGCAGCAGAGGUGCCACAAUCUAUUAAGUUGAAGCCAACUAAACGCAAGCCAAAGGUAGCCGAAGAACAGACCGUGCAAUUGCCUAAAUUUAAGCUGAAGAGUCGUAUGGAGGUAGUUACAUAUCCGCCAGAAUUAUUGAUACCGAAAAUAACGGAAAUCGGUGCGACACGGGAAAGCGGUGAGCUUACGCGAAAUAUUGAGGAAGCUGAAGAGGUUUUGAAGUUCAAGCCACGUAAGGUAAAGAAAUUGAAGCCAAUUAAAGAUGAUUUGGAAAGACCACAGUUGGAGACAUAUGAGAAAUAUGUGAGCAGUGAGGAGGAAGCAGAAGAACCGACACCUUAUCAGAAACCUGAAAAGGCACCAAAACCAGAAGAAAAGCCACAAGAAGUUAAACUAAAGAUAGGUAAAGGUAAGAAGAAGCCAAUUGUUGAGAAACAGCCUGAAAGUGUAACAUUGAAAAAGACACCUGAGAAACCCAAAGAGGCUGAAGUUGUCGAAGAAGAUGUUACCAAAAAGAAGGAAGUGGCAACAGUUACAGUGGUUGAAGAAACUGCAGAACAGCCCACUUAUGAAUUGCAACCAUUUGAGCCAACCGACUUUGAACAUCCAGAAUACGAAAAGGAGGAAAUAGAACCCAUCGAAUUUCCAGAAGAACCGAAACCAAGCAAGAAGGAACCCAAACAAAAGCAUAAGCCUAAACCCAAACCAAAACCUGAGCCUGAAGUAAAUAUAACUCAAAUCGUGCCCGGUGUGCCUAAAGAACAAGAAGAGGCACCUGAAGAGGAGGUUAAAUUCCGCAUUCCAGAGAGCAAAGCACCUGAAGAAACAAAGGAAGAAGUCAAACUAAAACCAGUUAAAAAGGAAAAGGUAGUACCAGCAACCGAAGAGGAGGCUAAGGUAGUUCCUACCGAAGAGGAAGUUGAAAAAGUGCCUACAAUCGAAGCUGAGGAAAAAAUUGAGAAGAAAAAGAAGCCGAAAGCAAAGAAACCACAGCAAAAGGAGGAAGAAACUGUUGAGGAGAAACCGGAGGAACAAUUUGAAAUCUCAGUUACCGAGGAACAAGUAAUUGUACCAGAGCAACCAGCUGAAGAGAAACCUGCUGAAAUCAAGAUUAAAAAGAAGAAACCUAAAGAGGUACCAGUGGCUGAAGUACAAGUAGUUGAAGAAGUUCCAGCAGAAGAAACCAUAGAAGAAACACCGGUUGAGUAUAAAAUUACAACCACUGUCAUUGAGCCCGAGGAAGCGCCAGAAGAGCAUAAAGUACGUGUUAUUGAUUACGAUCAAAAGGAGGUUACUGUAGAAGAAGUGGUUGAAGAAAGGGUGGUUACACGCAAGAAGAAGCCAAAACCACAAAAGCCGGAAGAAUAUGAGCACACGGUUACGGAACCCAAAGUAGAGGAAGUUCCAGCAGUGGAGGAAGUAAUUGCAACUCAGCCUGAGCAGCCAGAAGAAGAAAUUAUUGAAGAAGCGGUGGUGGAAGUUAAGGUAGUAGUUGACAUACCUGAAGAACCAGUUGCGAAGGUCACUGUGAAAAAGAAGAAACCAGCUAAGAAACCUGAGGAAGUAACUGAAGUUGAAGAGGUACCUCAAAUCGAGGAAGUUAAGGAGGAAAUAACAGAAAUAGAAAAGGUUGAAGAUGUUGUCGUUGAAGAAGUCAUCAAGAAGAAGAAACCAAAGAGCUACAAAUUUAAAAUAACUGAAACGGAGGCUGAAGAAGUGCCUGAGCAACCGGUUGAAGAAAUACAAGAAGAAAUUGAAAUACCUAAACCAGUAGAGGAGGAAGUUGUAGAAGAUUUCCCAACAUACGAAAUUACUACAACAGAUAUAGAAGCUCAGAUUCCACAGCCUAUAGAAGAAGUUAAAGAAGUCGAAGUUAAAGAGAAAAAGCCUAAAAAGGUGAAGGUAGCAGAGACGCCCAAGGAAUAUGAAGUUGGAAUAGUGGAAGAAGUAGCUGCACCAGUUGUUGAAGAGGAUGACCAACCAGAUGGCGCAAUCUUCUCAAUCAAGAAGAAACCAAAGAAACAGGCGCCUGAAGAAUUUGAAGCUUCCGUAAUUUUAACCGAACCAAAACCUGUGGAAGAAGUAGAAACACAAGUGGAAAUAAAGAAGAAGCCAAAGAAACCUAAGACUAAAGAAGAAGCAUCUGCCGUUCAUGAAAUUAAGAUUAUUGAAACGGAAAUUCCAAAGGAAGAAAUUUUGGAACAAGCUAUAGAAGAGGUAACAGUUAUCACAGAAGUGCCUGCUGAGGAGGAAGCGCCUAAAGAAUACCAAUUUGGCAUUGUCGAAUCUCAAGUUGAAGAAGAAAUUUCGCAGCCUGAAUUCACAGUUAAGGAAGAAGAAAUCGUUGAGAAGCCAAGAGAAGAACCUGAAGCUGAGUUUGUUGUCAAAGAAAGUAAACCAGUGGAAGAAGUCGUGGAGGAAGCUAAGAUAAAGACCAAAAAGUCCAAAAAGAAGCCAGCAGAGACACAAGAAGUUGAAUUAAAAGUAAAAGUCACAGAAGAAACUCCAGAAGAACCCACGCCAGUUGUGGAGGAAGUAAAAGAGAUAGUUACCGUUCCUGAAAAAAUUGUGACCGAAGAAAAGCCCAAAGAAUAUGUUAUUGGUGUUAAGGAGUCUAUGCCAGAAAAACCUGAACCGGUACCUGUUGAAGAAACCGAAAUCCCACAACAACAAGAGGAAACAGUCGAAGAAGCGCCAUUACAAGAGGUAAAAGUUAUUACAACUACUCCGAAAGAGGAAAUAACUGAAGAGGUAUCUGUGGUUAAGAAAAAGGUUAAAAAACCUAAGGAAACUAAAGAAGAGCUCAAGGUCGAUGUAGUUGAAGAAGUACCAAAACCUGUUGAAGAAGAGCAGCCAGAAAUAAGCGCUCCAGUCCAAAUUGACGAGCAAGUAGAAGAACAACCGAAGGCAUUUGAGAUUCAAGUUACAGAAACAGAAGCUAAAGAAGAAACCAUUGAGGAACAAAUUACCAUACCAAAGAAGAAAAAACUAACGCCUAAAGUUACAGAAGAGCCAGAAGCAGAGGUUACAUUGACAACAACGAAACCGGUGGAAGAAGUGCAAGAAGAGGUUAAGAUCAAAAAGAAACCUAAGAAGAAGCCAGCCGAAGAAGAAGUUGCAGCUGAACUUAAGGUAACGGUGGUAGAAGAAACACCUGUUGUUCCGGAAAUCGAAGAAGUUGUGGAUGUAGUGGAAGAAGUACAACCUGUAACUGAAAUUGUUGAAGAAGAAAAGCCAAAGGAAUAUGAGUUUAAGGUAACAGAAAGUGAGGCUGAAAAACCAAAGGAAGAAGUUACUGCAGAAGAGGUUACUCUUCCACAGAAGAAGAAGAAGCCCGUUCCACAAGUUCAAGAAGAGCCUGAAGUUGAAGUUAAGCUGACUACAGUAGAACCUGUUAAAGAAGUUCAAGAAGAAAUUAAAAUCAAAAAGAAACCAAAGAAGAAGCCAGCAGAAGAAGUGGCAGAAGUUGAACUUAAGGUCAGUGUUAUUGAAGAGGUGCCAGCUGCUCCUACUGUAGAAGAGCAAAUUGUGGAGGAAGAAGAAGUUAAACCCACACCUCAAGUAAUUGAAGAAGAAUUAGUAAAGGAAUAUGAAAUUCAGAUUAAGGAAAGUAAAGUUGAAAAACCAAAGGAAGAAGUUUCUGAAGAACAAAUAACACUUCCGAAGAAAAAGAAACCGACACCUCAGGUAACUGAAGAACCAGAGGCAGAGGUUACAUUGACAACAACAAAACCAACAGAGGAAGUACAGGAAGAAAUCAAAAUUAAGAAGAAACCUAAAAAGGAACCUAAAGUUGAAGAAGCUCAGGCCGAGCUCAAGGUGACCGUUGUGGAAGAGGUACCUGCUGCACCUGAAGUGGUUGAGGAAAUUGAGGAAGUGGAAGAAAUUCAACAAAAACCGGAGGAAGAGAAACCAAAGGAAUAUGAAUUUAAGGUUACAGAAACUGAAAAACCAAAGGAAGAAGUUUCUGAAGAACAAGUAACACUUCCGAAGAAAAAGAAACCCACACCUCAAGUAACUGAAGAACCAGAGGCAGAGGUUACAUUGACAACAACGAAACCAACAGAGGAAGUGCAGGAAGAAAUCAAAAUUAAGAAGAAGCCCAAAAAGGAACCUAAAGUUGAAGAAGCUCAGGCCGAGCUCAAGGUGACCGUUGUGGAAGAGAUACCUGCUGCUCCUGAAGUGGUUGAAGAAAUUGAGGAAGUGGAAGAAAUUCAACAAAAACCGGAGGAAGAGAAACCAAAGGAAUAUGAAUUUAAGGUUACAGAAACUGAAAAACCAAAGGAAGAAGUUUCUGAAGAACAAGUAACACUUCCCAAGAAAAAGAAACCCACACCUCAAGUAACUGAAGAACCAGAGGCAGAGGUUACAUUGACAACAACGAAACCAACAGAGGAAGUGCAGGAAGAAAUCAAAAUUAAGAAGAAACCCAAAAAGGAACCUAAAGUUGAAGAAGCUCAAGCCGAGCUCAAGGUGACUGUUGUGGAAGAGGUACCUGCCGCUCCUGAAGUGGUUGAAGAAAUUGAAGAGGUGGAAGAAAUCCAAACGAAACCUGAAGAACCGAAGCCAGAAGAACCGAAACCAAAGGAAUAUGAGUUCAAGGUUACUGAAUCUGAAAAACCAAAAGAAGAAGUUUCUGAGGAGCAAAUAACACUUCCGAAGAAAAAGAAACCAACUCCUCAAGUCACAGAAGAACCGGAAACCGAGGUUAAAUUGACAACAAAGAAACCAAUUGAGGAGGUUCAGGAGGAAAUUAAAAUUAAAAAGAAACCGAAAAAGGAACCAAAACCAGAAGAGGCUGCGGCUGAACUGAAGGUUACAAUUGAAGAGGAGGUACCACAAGAACUAGUACAAGUGGAAGAGGUGGAAGAAAUAGAAGAAGUGAUAGUGCCUAAGGAAGAAAAACCUGAAGAGAAGCCAAAAGAAUAUGAGUUCAAAAUUAAAGAAACUGAACCACAACCCGAACAAAUUGCCGAAGAGGAAGUUGCAUUGCCAAAGAAGAAACCAAUUAAACCGGAAGUAGUUGAAGAGCCUGAAGCGGAAGUAACAUUGAAACCUAAAAAGAAGGUCGAAGAAGUGGAGGAAGAACUGAAGAUUGUAAAGAAGAAGCAAAAGAAACCUAAGGAAGAAGCGGCAACCGAGUUUACAGUACAAGUUGAGGAAGAAGUUGUACCCGAACCUGUUGUUGAAGAAAUAGAAGAAAUCGAAGAGGUAUUUGUGCCUAAAAAACCUAAAGAUGCAGAAGAAACUGAAGAGGUUGAAGUGAAAUUGAAGAAACCUGUGCCAGAAGAAAUUCCAGAUGAUGUGCAAGUUGACGUUGUGCUCAAGCCGAAGAAACCUAAACAAGUUGAAACUGAGGAGUUCGCAGUCGACGUCCAAUUGCCUAAACAAAAGAAGACGACAGAAGAAACAACGGACGAAACAGUUGCACUGAAAAAGAAGAAGAAGCCCAAGCCAGUUGUCGAAGAGGCGGCUGAUGAGCUGAAAAUAACUAAAGAAGUCAUCGAAGAACGUCCAGUUGAAAUUGAGGAAGAAGAAAUUGUCGAAGAGGCGGUCGUUAUGCGCAGAAAACCAAAGAAACCAUUCGAACCAACAGUUGAAGAACAUGAUGAACAAGAAUUUAGUUUGUCUUUGAAGAAACCUAGGCGCAUAAACGAAGGUGUGACAGAAGAAGCAACAGUUUUGAAGAAACGUCCUUCACGACCAAUGGUAUUCGACGAAGCUGGUGCAGAACUCUCCAUCAAACGGGAAGAGGAAUACGAAGAAGGUGAAGAUAUCGAAGAAUUUAUUGUCGAAAGAGGUCCUAAACCAAAACCAUUGGAAAUAACCGAAGAAAACGAACAAGAAUAUACGGUUAAGAAAUUGAAACAUCGCAAGAAGGGUGUGGAAAUACCCGAGUUUACCGAUGUCGAAAAUGUUACAUUCCGUGCUAAAACUACAAAAACUAAAGAAGAUGUCGAUCAAGAAUUCAAUAUUGCAUUAGACCAAUAUGCUGAGGAAGAGAUCUCAAUGUCCGGCAAAGUAAAGUUGAAGAAACCUAUAACUAAGACAUACUCUGAAGCGGCUGAUGAGGUUAAAGUCAAGGUCUUUGAAGAUUAUGAUGAUGAUGAAGGCCCAAUUAUUGAAGAGAUACGCGAUGAUAGUAGUAUUGAAGAUACCAUGUACGAUGUGGAAGAACCCGAAGAAUAUCAAGUGGAAGAAUUGCCACCUGACGAUUUCGAUUUCACGAUUAAACCAAAAUCAGCUAAACCCAGAUAUUCGAUACAAGAUGAGGAAGAGGAGCAGUUCUUGAUUGGAAUUCGUCGUCCGAAGAGCGAUUCGGUAACGUACGAUGAGGACUCGUUCACAUUCAAAAAGAAACGAAAGGUUGUGCAACAGAUUUUCAACGAAGAGGGCGCUUCAUUAAAUAUCACACGCGAAAUGAAUAUUGAAGAAACCGAUGACGAAAAUGCCAUGUAUUCCAUUUGUAAUUAUGUCGCCGACAACGACGAGGCAAUCAAUUUGGUCGAGGGUGAGAAGGUUUAUGUGAUCGGACGGCACAGCUCAGAAUGGUGGUAUGUGAAGAAGAACAUAACCGAGGAGGAGGGCUGGGUACCGGCGCAAUAUCUGAUGGAACCAGUCGAAUAUCAACAUUAUGUCCAGAAGAAACUACACGAGAAAAUCGACAAAUUGCCAGUGUUUGAACGUCCCGGACCUGAAGAGAAACCUUUGGCGCCACGUUUCAUUGAAAAAUUACAACCCAUUCAAACGCCUGAUGGUUAUACCGUACAAUUUGAAUGCAAAGUUGAGGGUAUACCGCGUCCACAAAUCGCUUGGUUCCGUGAGACUGCCAUAAUAAAGCCUUCCCAAGACUUCCAAAUGUACUAUGAUGAUGAUAAUGUGGCUACAUUGAUAAUACGCGAAGUAUUCCCAGAGGAUGCUGGUAAAUUUACUUGUGUGGCUAAAAAUGCUGCCGGUUUCACUUCAUCCACAACGGAACUGAUUGUUGAAACACCGCUGUCUGAUCAUGGUUCCGAUGCUACGGGCUUAUCGCGUAAGAGUCUGUCACGUGAGUCAUCACUAGCCGAUAUACUCGAAGGCAUACCACCGACCUUCUCGCGCAAACCGAAAGCACAAUAUGUUGAUGAAGAUACGAAUGUUAUAUUGGAAUGCCGUUUGGUGGCUGUACCCGAGCCCGAUAUUGUUUGGACCUUCAAUGGCGAGGAAAUCGAUGUUGAGGAAUCCAAAAAUAUACGCGUUGUUACCGAAUCUGAUAUGCAUAUGUAUUGUAGUGUUGUACACAUUAAGAAAGUAAAGAAAUAUCAAGAAGGUACCUAUGAGGUAAUUGCCACCAAUCGGGAAGGCGAAUCACGACUGCCAAUUGUUUUGAAAGUACGCACCGGUGACAAAGAACCACCACAAGUCUUGGAACCACUACGUAACACUGUUGUGCGUGAGGGUGAAAGCGUCGUUUUGACCACACAAAUUGUGGGUAAUCCACGUCCUAAGGUGACCUGGUACAAAGAUGGCAAACCCAUCACGAAGAAUACUAAAUCCGACAAAGAUACACAUACUUUGACAUUGAUCUCACCGAAGGCGCCUGAAAGUGGUGAAUAUACUGUGAAGGCAGAGAAUCCAUUGGGCAGCGUAGAAACAACGGCUAACCUAACUAUUGAAGAACCUUCCUCCGGCAAUGCAGAACCGCCGUUGUUCGUCGAACGUUUCGAGGAACAAUCUGUGCCGCAAAAGGGCAUAAUCCGUUUGCCAGCUAAGGUGACCGGUAAUCCAGUGCCUGAGGUGCAAUGGCUUUUCAAUAACAAUCCACUUUAUCCCUCACAACGUAUACAACAAAUGUAUGAUGGUGAGAAUAUUGAGCUCAUUAUCAAGGACGCCAACCCCGACACAGAUUCCGGUGAUUACAAGUGUAUCGCCAGCAAUCCGAUUGGUAAAACAUCACAUGGAGCGCGUGUUAUAGUCGAAGUUGAUGAGGUCACGUUCACCAAGAAACUUAAGAAAACCAUAACCAUCGAAGAAAUACAAUCACUCACGUUGGAGUGUGAAACCUCACAUGUGGUCACAACAAAAUGGUUCUUCAAUGGCAAAGAACUCAGCGGUAUGGAUCAUCGUGUAGUCGUCGAAGAUGGCAAAAUACAUAAACUAGUUAUACGUAAUACCAAUUUGCGUGAUAGCGGUACUUAUGUUUGUAAAGUUAAGAAUAAGGAGACCGAGUCGACAGUUGAAGUUUUGCCACGUAAACCUGAAUUCAUUAAAAUACUCGAAGACUACGAAGUAACCGAAAAGGAGACUGCAAUUUUGGAUGUCGAAGUAUCCACAGAUAAUGCUGAAGUCGUAUGGUUUAAGGACGGUGAAAAGAUAACACCAGAAAAGAAGAAUGUAGAAUUCAUCAGCGUGGGUAAGGUGCGUAAACUCAUAAUACGUGAAAUCACCAUACACGAUGAGGGCGAAUAUACCUGUAAGUUAGACGAACAGGAAUGCAGCGCUGAACUCACAGUCAUUGAAUUGCCGCCCGAAAUUGUGAAACCAUUGAAGGAUGUUACCGUAACACAAGGCGAGAACACCGGUUUCGAAAUUGAAUUGAGCAAGGGUGAUGCUUUAGUUAAAUGGUUCAAGGAUGGCAAAGAGCUGCCACUCAACGGACACAUGCAACUAACGAUCGAUGGUAAGAAACAAACGCUAAAAAUCGUUGAGGCCAAACCAUCGGAUGCCGGAGAGUAUACCAUACAAGUGGGUCCACAAACUUCAAAGGCACAACUAAUCGUCGAGGAACCGUUGGUGAACUUCGUAUUGCCAUUGCCUGAUGUGACUAUCGCCACGAAGGGUACAGAUGCCGAAUUCACUGUUGAAUUGUCGCAACCUGAUGUCGAAGUCACUUGGUAUAAGAAGGCGAAACCAAUUAAACCUAACAAGAAGCAUGAAGUAUUUGUUGAGGGUACCGUUAGACGUUUGGUUAUACACGAUGCUGAUGAUGAUGAUAGCGGUGAGAUUAGUUGUACCGCUGCUAACGCAACAACAGCAAGUAAAUUGUGUGUUGAGGAAAUUCAAACGUUACCCAUCAUCACCACUGACAAGGACCAAACGAUUAAGGUUAAGGAAAAUGAUGAUGUUACGAUGACAGUCAAAUUUACUGGCACACCGAAACCAGAUGCCGAAUGGAGUACAACAAAGAAUGUUGUUGUCAAGAAUAAGCAUUUAAUACCCACAUUAGAUGAACAAUCGGCAUCGCUUACCAUCAAGAAGGUGGUGGACGAUGACGAAGGUAUAUACACCGUAAGACUGAAGAAUCCAGUUGGCGAAGUGGAGGCCACUCUUAACUUGAUCAUAAUGAGAAAACCAACGGCACCUGGUGCACCGGAGCCAUUAGAGGUCACACACGAUUCUAUUACACUCUUCUGGAAGGCGCCUGAAGAUGAUGGCAAAUGUGAAAUCACAGAAUACAUUUUGGAAUAUCAAGACGUGAAAGAGGAGAGAUGGAUUGAAAUACGCAAAAUCAAAGACACCACAUACACUAUAAGCAAACUGAAAAUCGAUACGGAGUAUGUAUUCCGUGCGAUCGCUGUAAAUGAGGUUGGACCAUCACCGCCAUCACCACUCUCACCACCCAUACGCCUUGUGGCUGAGGUGAAGAAGGAAAAACCCACAGUACAAGAACCACUACAAGACAUCGUAACCGAGCUGAACAAGGAGAUUACAUUGUCUUGCGUAUUCGGUGGCAUUCCAGAGCCUAAGGUGACGUGGAAAAAGAAUGGUAAGAUUAUCACCACAAAGAGCAUACGCUAUGAGAAUCGUGUAUCGAAGUACACAAUCGAGAAGACAACAAUUGAGACUGAAGCGACGUACACAUGCGUAGCUGAAAAUGAAAUGGGCAGCGUGGAGACCUCAUGUAGAGUUAUACUGCAGGAGAAACCGACCAUCGAUAUCGAUGAGAAGUAUCUUGCACAGAAAAUACGUGCUGGCACCACUUUGAACAUUCCGGCCACGGUACGUGGUUAUCCACAACCGAAAACCACUUGGUAUAGAGAAACCAUCGAACAAACAACCACAACGGAACGUGUACAAAUCGAAACCACAGAAACCACCUCAACAUAUACACUCGAGAAGGUGACACGUGAAGAUUCCGGCCGUUAUAAGAUCACAGCGACAAACACUUCGGGUACGGCGACAACGGAAUGUACAAUACAAGUUAUUGAUAAGCCAAGUCGACCACAAUCGCUGGAAAUUAAGGAAAUGAAGAAGGACGCAAUCACACUAGCAUGGACGCCACCAAUCGAUGAUGGUGGUCUGGAGUUGAACAAAUAUGUGUUGGAGAAAUGUGAUUUGCAAAAUAAUCUCUGGAUGAAGGUGGCCGAUUUGGAAAAAGACAUACACUCCUAUGCUGUACAAAAACUUUCCAUGAACUCUCAGUAUAUGUUCAGAGUCGUAGCAGCGAACCCGGUUGGUGAAUCUGAACCAGUUGAGAGUGACCCGGUGACAAUUACCAAGAAAUUCGAAAAACCAUCAGCGCCACGUGGUCCUACAGACGUCUUCGGCAUGACGGAUACAGCAUUUACGCUCUCAUGGGAACCAUCGGAAAGCGAUGGCGGCUCAAGGAUUAUCGAAUAUAUUGUCGAAAUCAAAGAAUUCCAUGAAACCGAAUAUCGUCUGCUUGGCAGCACGAUCGGCAACGUUACAAAUAUACUCGUAAGCGAAGUGAUAAAGGAUCGUGCAUAUCAAUUCAAAAUCUAUGCAAAGAAUGAAGUUGGCAUUAGUGAAGCUCUAGAGACUGAAGACAAAAUAGUUGUAGGCCGCAGAAUAAUACGUGCUUGGGAGAAUAUAGCUCCUCCAUCGCCUCCGCAAAAUUUGCGCAUUCCGGAUGUAACAAAUCGCAGCGUAACCCUCGACUGGGAAGUUCCAGCGAACAACGGAGGCUCAGAAAUAACUGGCUACUGUAUUGAGAAACGUUCGGCAACAUCAACCAAAUGGACAAAGGUAAUCACGUUAGACGCACACUGCCGCCAAUACACAGUGGAUAACUUGAAGGAAAAAUGCGAAUACUGGUUUAGAGUGUCGGCGGAAAAUGCGGUUGGAUUAGGUGCACCAGCCGUAACCGAGAGCGUCGCACUCAAAACACAUGCAACUGUUCCCUCACCGCCCACUGCGCCAUUGGAGGCGCGUGUAUUGGCUGCCAAUGCUCAUGUAUUUGAAUGGGGUAUACCCGAGUCAGAUGGUGGUGCGCCACUGCUCGGCUAUCACAUUGCCAUACGUGACAUGAAGAAGACCAUGUGGAUCGAAGUGGGUCGUGUACCGGCCGGUGUGCAAAGAUUCCAAAUACGUGAUUUACAAGAGAAUCAUGAAUAUAUGAUACGUAUAUUUGCAAAGAAUGAAAUCGGUUUGAGCGAACCACUCGAAUCGGAGGAGCCAUAUGUGGCUAUCACUGCAGGACAUUUGAGUUUACCUGACGAACCGCGCACAGAAAUGAGUUCAUGCAACACAUCGUCGUGGCUACGUGACCAUAAUAUGGAUGCGGAUAUACAUUCGUAUGCACGCGGUAAACUGCUGCGCCGAGAUGAAUACUUCUUCCGCAUUUGGGCGAAGUUGCCAAAGAGCAAAAAGAAGAAGAAUUCAAAAUAAUUAUAAAAAACUGCGAUGCAUUGCAUUGCUAAUUUGCAUAAUUUGCAAAAAAUUGUAAAAAUCAUAAUAAAGAAAACAACAAAGCUAUGAAAGCUUCGAAACUACUAAUUUUACUAAAUCACUUAAUUUAUGUAAUUACUGAUAAUUUUCAUAUUUAUACAGCAUACUUUCCUAUGUGUGAAUGUAUGUGCACGUAAUUGUAAUAGUUUUUUGAAAAUGUUUUAUAUUCAUUCAGCGAUUUUAAUUAAUUGUAAUGUGUUGAUUAUGUAAUCUCAUUGAAAAUGUGUUACGCAAAAUAAUCAUAAAUCAUAAAUAUGUAUUUGCGUCCGAUAAUUGAAAUUUUUCCACAGAGGUUUAAAAAUGCGAGCGAAGAGAAUUUUUACAACCAAUGAAUUGUGAAGAAUUUUAAUUAAGGAGGCAAAUAUUAACGUAAAGUAUAUAAAUACCAAUUUUAGAAGACAUAAAAUAAUCGUAAAAAAUUUUGAAAUAUUUAAAAAAAAUUAAUUUCGAUAUCAUAUACUAUAUAAAUUUUAGUUUUGUUUAUUAUUUAUUAAAUCUGUGAUAAAUGUCAAAAUGUCAAAGAAAACAUUAAAAAUGUCGCAAAAUUUAUGAAAACGUAAAAAGAGAACAAGUGAACUAAAUGUAAAUUGUAAAUACAAUAAAUAAUAAUUGGUGCGAAAUAGUUAUUAUUUAUUGUAUAUUCCUAUUGAAAGUGAAGGAGAAAUUAUGAGUUCACUUUUUGGGAGACAUCAUCAAAUGCAAAUAUAGGUGCGAGCAUUUUUAAAGGGACUCACUUAAUUUCAACUUCACUUCAUGUCUGUAUUCUCAAAUUUACUUUUUGUACGUCAAAGAAAUUGUGCUUUGGUGCAUGCAUAGUUACUAUGUAUGUAUACUAUUGUAUAUUACGAAAUGUACAUGAUUGUUCUGAAUGCAUAAAUAAAGAUAAAAUAAUUUAAUAA